AUGGAGCAGUCUAGCAGCAGGUUGUACUCAGGACCUCUGUCUCAGGCAGCUCAGAAGAUCUUGGCUGUUCUGCGGGCUGAGAGUCUACAUGAGACCAGGCGCAUCCACGGCCACUCCUAUAACCACAGGCAAAGUCAGUCAGGCCAUAAAACACCGAGGCACUCUGGUGUAUUAAUUUUGGGACUGGGGAAUCUAAGUUGUGCAUAAAAUACAUGGACAAAGUAAUUAAGAGGGAAAUGCAAAAUCUGUCAGAAAAGCUUUUAAACUUUAGGUGUAUGGUCUCUAUCACAGACUUUAACUUUGAGUUAUUUGAAGGUCUUUGAAAAUCUUGAAUUCGACUUCAAAAUGUAUAUGUGUUCUUUGUUCUCUGUGUUUGGUGUGUGUGCAUCAGGAGGGGGAUUUUAUGGUGUCAGGAGGGAGUCUGGGGCUCAGAGCAGCUGGAGCAUGAGUCAGGAGGAGAGUAAAGACAGAGACACAGAGCGGUGAGGCAAAUUAAGUUAAGGGUUGGCACAGAUAUAAAUACAAGCUCUCCUACUUAGCUUUGAUAGCCAUUAUAGUAGCACUUUAUUUAACUGGAGUCAAAUAAUAUUAUAGAAGAACACACAGUAUACUAUAUAGACAGAAACUAACCUCUAUGGUUAGUUUUAAUUGAUUUUCCUCUGCUUUUUUGCAUCUUUUAUGAUUUUUGUGUCUUUAACUGAAUUAUCUCACGAUUUUGACUUUAAUCUCAUAGUCAUGACUUUCAUCUUAAAUGCAUUUGAUGUUAUUUUCUCUAUAAAAUAGACAUUUUAUCUUCAAAUAACUACUUCAGUCAUUUUGAUUUUUUUUUUACUUUAUUUGAGUGUGGAGCAAAAGAAGUAAAAGAAAUUUCUAAUUUUCUUGUCUAGAUCUUUGUCCAGGCCUAAGGAGUCCUCCUGUUCUUAGAUGCACCCUAUGGUGCACCCGGACACAUUGUCAGUGAUGUAACCUGAGGUUACGGGGGGUUUCGGGCCUUUCAACCAUCAGCACCCCCCACCACCAGGCGACCCAGCUGGGGUUGAUCAGGCCCCAGCUUGUGUCCAGGUAGCUCUACCCUACAAGCCACGCCUCUCCCCUCCUGAUCCACAGCCACCUUGAUGCCACCUCUGCUUCAUACGUGGCCAACGGUGGCUGUAGGAGUUUUUCAAGAGGUAGCCUGUCAGUCACCUGGCGAUGAGGCUGAAGAAGAUCUUCCCUUCAACACUCAGCAGUGAGAUGGUUCGGAACUGCUCGAUGUUCUGAGACUUUUCCUCCUUUGGGAUCCACACACCCUCUGCUUGUCUCCACUGAUCUGCUACCUUGCCUCUCCUCCAGAUCAUCUUGAGGAUCUUCCAGAGCCGGUGGAGUAUCCUGGGGCAGGUCUUGUAUACCUUAUACGACACUCCACUGGACUCAGGAGCAGAGCUUGCUCUUGCCCCUUUGACCACCUCCUGGAUCUCCUUCCAACUGGGUUCCCUUCCCUUGAAAUCCAGAGUUUGUGGUCCCAGGUCUUGCUCUCUGUGCUCAUCGCUGUAGGUCUCCCUGAGGUGGGGGUCAACCUCAGCUUUGGAGCAGACGAGUUGGCCGCUGCACUUCUGCCCUAGCAGCUGUUUUGUGAACCCAAAUGGAUUUGCAAGGAAAGCAGUUUGCUUCCUGGACCUCUCCUUCCCUCUCCUCCUGUGCCACUCAGCCUUCCUUAGGGUCAUCAGCCUCUUCUGGAUUUUGCUGCGUAGCUCAGCCAGAGGUCACCUCUCCUCUUCGUUGGCUGUUCUGAACUGCUUCCUCAGACUCUUCAGCUCCUGUCUGAGCUGAUGGAUCCUGCUUGCUCUGUUGUUCAUGGUGUAGGGUGGCUUUGCUGUGCACUUCUCCUCUAGCCUGAACCUCUCUUGCAAGCCGCUUCCCCUCUGGCAGUUGAUUCCAGGAUGGCGUUGACGUCUUCAUCAAACUGGAGCCACUCCUUCUCCUUGCUGGCUUGGGGCCACUUCACCCAACGAUAUUCUGAUGUCCUGUGUGCCUCUGGAUGUUGCGUCACCUGGAGGCUCCGGGCACUGUGGGGUGACUUCGGGCUAACCCCCUCCUCCUCCUCCAAUGUCUCCUCCAUUCAGUGGCAAAGCUUUCAGACCUCAGCCCGCUAUCAGCUUCUCACAGACACCGACUCACUCUCUGUCAUCCCCGACCUCCUCCUGUUCCCCCGCCUGCUGGGAUUCAACUCUCCAAGGAGAGACUGAAGCCAGUAAUCACUGCUUGCAGAUAUAUCCAGAGAGAAAACACUCUGACAGCUCUGAAUACCAGUCCAGCCAGAGUUUGUCUUUUAGUUGGUGUGAGGGGGCUGAGACAGUGGCUUCGUCAUCUUGUAGAGAGGGACACACUCUGUCUCUUCAAAUACCCGAGUAUUUUUGAAGAUACAUGUUUGGGAAAGUGAGUAGCAAAGAAUGAGGGCGGUAUUUCAAGUGUAUUAAUACAGCAUGUUUAUGAGUAAGCGUUCUGUCACUUCCUUUAAGAAAAGAAAAUCAGAGGAGUGGUUCUUAUUAAUCACCUGCUGCUUGUCUCUAAGGUUAACACGCAUAACAAAUUCACAGUUCUCUUGUCUUUUCACCCUUACAGCUUCAGCGAAGAUUUCAGGCCGUCUUUCACCCUCAGUCUCUCUCCAGACAUCGAGGGUGCAGAUGAGGUAUUGUUCCCCGCCACAGAAGGACAGAACACCCAUAAAGAGGAGCCCUUUUUCGCUCAUCAGUCGGUUUCAUCCUGCUUUAAUGUAUGUGCCGAGACAGAUAAAGACACAUCAUUUCCACAUAAAGAAAAGAGAGAUAUCAAAAGGUAUGAAAUAGCUUCAGACAGUCAAGAGAAGUGGAGGCAACCUCUUUACUCUCACAUCGAAGAGGCCACUAAGAGAGGGGGGGAUGGAGGCGUUAUCUGUCAGCAGCCACACUCUGAAACUGUCAAAACUGGAGAGAUUCAUCCACUUAAAAGACAAAAGAUAAAACUAGUCAGGGAGGAAGGCAGAGGGGGGAAAUUAAGCUCAGAACAUGUCAUGCAGGGUGAACAUGCGUGGACAGAGAGACUACAGAGGCAUGAAACGAUAGCAAAUGAGAAAAGAUCCGCUGAAGAAAUCAGAAGACUCUGGCUCUUGAAUAUCAAUGAGACAACAAGCUCAGAGCAGCUUUUGAACCCGUAUCCAAUCAUGGACAAAAGCUUAGACGGUGAUACUCAAGGAGAAAAGCCGAGAGAGGAGGAAAAGGUUGUCUUUGAAACCAGAAUUAAUUUGCCUGCAGUUGAGGAAGUUGAGCAUCCACCUCCUUUUGAGAGUAAAGAGCAACCUGUGGGGUGUCAAACUGACAGCCCAGAAGAGAUCCCAGUGUCUACAGAAGGAGAAGAGCUCAAACUGAACCACUGCCAAGCUGUAAACACUCAGGACACGGGUCACAUUGUGAGUGAAGCAGGAGAGAGGCGCCACUCAGAGGGAGCACUGGAGCCGUGUGAGACCAGUGAUUCACUCCCGGCUGAUAAUGUGCAGAGAACAAAGGAGGAAAGAGCAGAGGUGAUGGAUGUAGCUUUGGAGGUGGAAACAGAGUGCAGCACAAAGGGAGACAGUGUCAGGAGCGCUGGAGAUAAGAUGGAAACAGAGCAGCGCUGCUUCCCAGAUAAACUCGCACAGAAACAGGGUGAGAGAGACGAUGAAGUCAGUGAGUUACCUGAAGGAGACACUGAGUCAGGAGAGAGGGAGGGAAAUGAUGAGUCAGCGCUGCCUCAUGUGGACAGGGCGGAUGAGUGUACACAUACAGGUGGGUACAUGAGGGGCCUGGUUUUAGACUGUGUCAUACACUGGAGUCUGUUCCUGACCAGUUUAGACUUGUUCUCAUUCAAGGAAACAGAACAAUGAAAAGUGUAUACAGGACAUUAGUGCAAGCUUUCACAAAGACAUAAAACGAGAUCAUGGCAAAUCUCAGAUUUUAAAUCUGAUGGAUGGCAGAGAUUGAAGUUUGGCUGCGUUUUUUUUUCUACAGGGUCUAAAUAUCGUCAAGUAAGAUGCAGUUUAAAGCAUUUACCACUAGAUAGUGCUAGAACCUUUCUGUGUGUCAGCCGGUCACAAGAGUAAAGUCACUCCUUUGUAAAACUAUUGUUUUCUGCCUGUGCAGUUACCCUUCUCCCAAUGCAAUACAGUCUAAAUAUGUGCUAGUGCAUUUAUUUGAAUAGGUGCAACAACUUUCCUACUAUUUACAUAAAACUUUUGUACAAGUGUAUUAAUUAUUCUAAUCUAUUACAAUCUGUUUCCUUGAACUAUUUUAUAUCAGUUCAUAGAGUAACAUGCAGGUAAGUUUUCCUGUGCAAAAAUUUGCCCAUCAGUGUAGCGUUGUCUUUUUUUCUGGUGCAUGAUGCUUUAUUUCACUGUGUAAUAUGAACUACUUAGUGUAUAAUUGUCCUUUGUUUGCUCUGUUACUGUGGAUGAGACUGUUCCGUUUUUAUGACAGCAUUAAUGCUUCGUUCGAGUUACCUUGGAAGUUAGAUGUUGGAGCCGAAAAUGAUGUCAGAAAAGAACUUAAUGUAGCUUCACUUACAGGAAUUUAUAGUUUCAAGGUUAAAAUUAGUUUAUUUUUGCAACACAAGUGCUCAUGUUCAGACCCAUGUAUAACAUGAUCAUGGACUAUACACAUGGAGAAUAUUGGAUCUUCUUUGAGGGGUACUGUUGAAAAAGCACUAGGGGGCACUAAAGCUUAGAGUCAAGUCAACCUGGAUUCAGACUUUUGCCAGCGGCAUCUUUUUUUUCAUCGGAUUGGAGGCAUUGAUGCUGAGGCAACUCAGCACUGACAAAGGCUGUUGUGUGCUGGCUCACAUUACAGCCGCAGGAAGGGAGUUUGAGUCUCAACAGCUGAGACAAUGCUGAGUCAAGUCACACAAACGCAAACUCCAUAAAAUCACUCACUCAACAUCACAAAGUUGUGUCGCAUCAAAAUGUCAACUUGAUCUCCGCCGGGAUGUCUGGAGCUGGCUGACUUUGACCUGUCACUUGUGUAGACUCACACAAACACAUUUUACAUAACGGAACAAGCUCAUUAAUUCAUAGAUGAGUGUGAAAUUGAUGACCUGAUAGAAGUUCUCUCACCUAACCUCCCUCUCUUUUCUCUAGAGGACUCAGGUAAAGAAAGUUGCUCCGUGUUGCAGGAGAGCAGAGGGUUCAGAGCUCCCUGUCUGCAUGAGAACCGCCAGCACCACGAUGACCAAGUGAGUCUCCUGUAAAACAAAAAUGUUGCACAUAAGCUUCUGGUAUUUAUUUACUUGUCCUUGUGUUCAGAAAUACUAAUGUGUCUUUAUUUUUCCUUGUUAUUGUCUACCACCCACUCCCCCUCCGUAAUCCCUGCAAGCAGAGAAAACUGUGUACAGCAACGACCCACCAAAAAGUCCUGAAAUUUAAAUAGCCGCUUUCAAAAGGAUUAGGUCUCUAUAUCCCUGAUGUACAUAGAAAUCUAUCCGGAGUGUACAGAACAGGGUACCAUCGGCAAUAUUGCCGCAUGCUGACGAGUUGAUAACCCCCCAGUGAGUCUUAAAGUGAAUAAAAUCAGCCUGAUAGGUACUGCAGGAGGAGGGGAAAAAAAAACAAGACAAUAAAGGGAGGAUGGGAGCUGCUGGAAGAGGUGCAAGACUUAACUGUAUUGCUUCAAUCAGCAGCAAACACAACAAUCCAUUUCCUCACCUCUCCUCUCAUCAUUCUUCUCAACACUCUCCUGCACCCAGCGCUGGGCGACGGGCCACAGCCUGCCUUCGUUUUCUAUCUAUAUCCUGUGGCACAGCACCCUCGGGGGGUUCAUGACUUUGUCAGCAGGAAAAAAAAAGCGGGUUGUGUUUACAAGGAAAUGAGGAAGACUCUCCUCUGGGAGCUGAGUCAUAGGAAAUCCUCCAUACUGAGCCCUCUGCUGACAAGCACACAGGAUUGUGGGCUUGCAGAGACUCCCAUGCAGAAUCUCUGUUCUUUUUGCUCGGAUAGAGAGGGGAGUCACGGGUAUGAAUAAUGGAGAUGUUUUGAGGGAUGAUGAGGGGGUUAACGGGAGGUGAAGGUGUACUGUCCAUCGUGUUUUCUACCUUUUCUCUCAACCUCAUAUUCCUCUAAUGGCUUCUGCAGAAUUUUAAAUCAUGGCUUGGGUGCAUUUUUGAUCAUUUUAAAACUGUUCCCAGUCAAAUUUGACCAUAUUUAUAAUUCAUAUCCACCUCUAUCCCUUGCAUCCUUCUAAGGGUAGAACAUCACAUUGUACAUAUAACAUAUACCACAAACAAGUCUUACACAUUCAAUCUGCCAACAAAGUUUCCAAAAGCAUUUUUUCACGUGUUUGGAGAGUGUCAAAUAUUCAUUGUCAUGGUUGUUUUUGUUCCCUUCAUGCAAAAUGAAUAAGUAAGAACAAGUGUUAGUGGCACAACUUCAGGCAGGCUGUCAGACAAAUGUUGCCUUGACUGUCUGUGUUUGUGUCUGCUUCAGCGCUCCCAGGGCUGAAUGUCUGUCCUCUCCUUGUGUCUUCCUUCCCCCCCUCUCUUUUUUUCUGCUUUUUUGGCUCAGCUUUCACUGCCCUUUUCACAAAUGUUGAAUCAUCCAGUUAGAUUCACAGCAUCAAUGGGAGUGAUGAUUAAAUAAGCCACAUAUUUGUACAGUGUCAAAGCUAAUUAUGCACUUUUAGAUAUUUGAACUUCAUUCUGCUGACUCUCUAAACUGAUUCUGCUGUCCUGCAUCGAUCCUCUGCGUAACAAAACUAACACAGACAGCUAGAGUCUGUUUUCAAGUGCCUCCUGAUGUUGCAGAAUGAGUCUCUCUAAAUCUAUUUUUGCCUCUCCUGUUCCCUCUGUUUCCUCUGUCCCUGUCUGUUCACCUCUUUUUGGCGUGUAGACUGCUAAUGGAGGUAUCAGAGGGAGUAGCUCAAGCAUGGCGCUGGACCCAGCCAGCACUUUUCCCCCUGGACAGAAUUCCUCCACAGUGCAGGGCUUGGAUUUAUCUGUCAUUGAAUCAAGUGAAGAGCAGGCGGAAAGAAACCAGCUUGAUUUGCAAACUCAAGCUCCCUUGAUCCCCUUCUUUCCAUUGAAGCAUAAGCUUGAGAUUUCUCCACAAGAAAAGGCUCGGCUGGCUCCUAAAAUCCACCUACCAAAGUUUCUUCUGAAAUGGGAGCCACCUCGGCCUUCACAAGAAAAGACCGGGGAUGUUGAUGGACUAAAGGGAGCACUACUCAAAACACCAAUGUCUGAGCUCCAGGCCACAUCGACUCAACCUCAGAAUAAAGAAAGUCAUUCACGUAAAUCAGGGAAAAUACAUAAAAACCUCUGUGCCCUGAAGCGAAGUCAACAGAUGAAGCAACUGAAGGCUGAAGAAAGCUGUGAUUUUACUUCUGCAACCUGCAAACCACCAAAGCACAAGCGGACCAGAUAUGAUCCCGAUCCAGAAAAAAGUGGGUUAAAACUAUCACAUCCAGGGUCCAGUGGAGACGAACCUCAGAAACAACCCAAAGCUGGAUGUCUGACUGCUUCCCUGACAUCUGACCCCAGAGUGAAGGAUUCUGGGAGGAUGAACUCGGAGGAGAAGAUGCAGGUGCUCAUGGAGGCUGGAAAGGCUAAAGCGCUGUUGCUAACCUUGGUGUACCAAGAUGGAACGACUCAGUUGGACCCAGAACAGGUAAGUGAAGCUGGGAGCGUUCACAUGGCACCUAUAAGGUAACGUUAGCAAAAAAUCCCUUUCCAUCUUGGCCGCAUCUUUUACUGUCAUGUAUCUACAGUAACACAGAAUGGACAAACUUGUAGGAAUUUAGCAAGUAGCUGAAGACAAGAGAAGAGAGUGGCUGUUGUGCACAGAAGUAUUUGAACCAUAGACUGUAUACACUAUGGACAACUUGGUUCCGCCGCCCGCCUGUAUACGGAUUUGAAGCCAAAAAGCUCUCUGUAUUUCCGGGAUUUUUCUUCAUUUCCUGAAACCAGCGCUGUGCAGUAGCAUUGUGCGCAUUCAGCGGGAGAGUCGCCGUGAUGACGCUCGGCUCAAACAGCGUAUCCCCCGGGUGAGCUACGCAAUCCCUGAACGCCCAUAGGCUGUAUCAGGUGUCAAUCAAAGAAAACGUGAACCCCCUAAUAACUUUUAAAAACGGAGCUUCACAGAAAAAAGAGGACUUGAGCACAAACCAGUCUUAAUGUAACUACAUGCCAACAUCACAACCAGGGGGGAGAAACAUUUAUGUUCUGUGUAAUAAAUUUCUAAAGUUUGUCUACAGCUCCAUAGGGAUUGCUGGAGGAGGCGGGAUUUAUGACCUAUACUGCAGCCCGUCACCAGAGGGUGCUGUUCUUAGAGUGGCUUCAACCAGCGAGGAGGCAGACGGCGUCCAUUCUAUAUACAGUCUAUGAUUUGAACUGGUUGAUGCUUUUGAUGGUGAAAAAUAGGAAAAAAAGAGCAGAUACUUAUCAUGCAUUACACCAGCUUUUUGUCCUUAAAGGCCACCGUUCCCUCUUCAGUGGAAAGGAUGAGCAAAGAGCACUGUCAUGUAGAACUUGACGGCUAGAUAUUGCGAAAUAUUUUCAUUUUUGUGGAUUGUACCUUUAAAUGGUGUCGCAGCUUGUUAGCUGGUUCUACUUAUGAACAUCGAAAAGCUCCAUCUAACUCGCUCUAAGAGACUUUGCUUCAUCAACAUUCAUCUGCAUUGAUUUCCCACUUUGGUCCUUUAUACAGAAACUCACCCCGCCUGUGUGCGGCCUCCUCGUACUAAUGAAGAACAAUCUGGACUGCAGCACUCCGGCGGACUCGCUCGGGCCAAACGACAGUCUGGUUUAUUUGAAAUUAGAGCAAACACCUGCAUGGGCUCAGCAACACACACCCCAGAGCCAGCAGCUUUUCACAAGGUCUGUUUGUGUGCAGGUGGAAGUGUCGGUGUUACAGUGCACAUAAUCUAAGUGCUUAGUGCUUACUUAGCGUUAAACAGGAGCCCUAAUGUGUCUGUGCGUGUGCUCCUCAGAGAUAUGCUGCUACAGGUGCUAUCAGGACCUCAACUGGUGGUGUGCUUUAAAGCCAAAGAUCUGCUGCACACCGCUCUGCAGGUUUACAGAGGAGACCUCAGCUGGAAACAAGGUAAUAAACACACAAACUCAAGAAUAGGAGUCAUGCACAUCUAGUUCUGCCUGUGAAGUUCUACUUUAAAGCCCGUCUUUGUAAAUGUAUUAUCACUAUCAGCUUUAAUUAAGACGCCUCUGCUGGAGAGGGACUCUACUGAAACAAACUUCAAGCAUCAAACACUCGAGCUUCAACUUUGUUUUUUUUUUCAGCUUAUUUUAAUAUUUUCAUCUGGUCUUUUUUUUUAAAACAAGGUUGCCUGAAUGACACUCGCUUGGUAUGAAAAGAACAGCGAGAAGGAAAAAUAGCUUCAUUCAAUAAAAUUGCACCGGCUGUAAACAACUUGAAUUAAGUGUUUAAAGGAUUUAAUUAAAAAACGUUUUCACUAAAAAGAUCAACUCAGAAAUAUCAAACUGCAUGUUUCUCGCAAUCGUCCUUACAGAAAACAGUCCCACUUUUGUAUGAAAACUCUGUCCUCUUCCUGGUCAGUGGCAGGCUGUCACAUCCAGGACCCACAGGUGUCAGGGUGGCUGCUGGAUCCUGCGAGUCCCUCCUCUUGUUUUCAGGAGCUUCUCAAUAAACACUACAAAAGACCCUGUGCGACGCCUGCCCUGGGCACCAAGAAGGUAAGAUAAGUUCAGCUCCAUUUAGGCAGAAAAAGAGAUCGGGCUUUUCUACGGCCAAUUAAAUUUUACAUGGGGCCACAUGAGAAACCUGGACUUUGUUGGAGGGCCGAACCAAUGAUAACUUCAACUUCAAAUACAGAAAAGCAAGCACAAAUAAGCAACUACUAGUUAAAAACAAGUCCAAAAAAAGCGCACCUGCGACUCACAAGUUUUACAAGCGACUUCUGAGAGAAACGAGCCUUAAGUCUUUUUUAAUAAGCGGACUUGGCAACUUUAAGGCGUCUACGUAUAUUUUGCCGAUGUUUAAACUUGUCUCAGUUCACGAAUGCAGAUCUAGGACCUCACGAAGGGCCGGGCAGGGACAUCCAAAGGGCCGGAUGUGGCCCUUGGGCCGUAAAAUGCCCAGGUUUGGUCUAGAAGGACAUAAAGAUGGAUUCUUGGAUAUGGUGUUUGGUUGAGGGAAACUGUCAAGUCUGUUGGUUAUUUCAAGGAAAUCUGAAUUGGCUGAUGUUGGCACUCAGCAGGCUGUUUAAGAGUAUUUAUUCAUUCAGGUAACAUCUUUCAAAAUUGAAAUAACACAUACUCACUGUAAAGACUGACAAAAACUCUGUUCAAAGGGGGUGAAGAUGGAAGAUGGACCUAACAACUUCUUUAGUCCUAUCCCCCUUUCCAUUUUCUCUCUCUUUUUUAUUCUACCUGAUUCUCUCUCUCUCUCUUUCUCUCUCUCUCUGUCUCACUAUCUGACUCCCUCAGGUUUCACAGGCUAUCUCAGGUCUCUAUUCGCUCCACUGGCUAAACAUGGAGCUGUGCUAUAAACUGCAGGUUAGGCCAUGUGCACACACACACAUAUUUAAGUAUACAGACAGCAUAUACACUUAUAUCUGACUGAGUUCAUAUGUGUAGAGCCGGGGGCUGUGGGAGCUGUUCUCAUUCAUGGAGCUGAAUAUGAUCUCUGUGCUGGCAGGUGAGGACCACUGUGUUUAUUCUAGAGGACAAAACAACAAUAUUUUUAAGUACAACAUUCACUGCGGUGAAGAAACACCCUGAGAGCAGUUUGUAAUGAUGCACCAUCAGGUCGUGUAAAUGAGUAAACUUCUGUUUGGUUUCAGCCAUGGAGAGCCAUCACAUCCAUGUGGACAAAGACGCUCUUAAAAGAACCUCAAACCUGCUGGGGGUAAGAAGGAACAUCAGACACUGACUACAUUUCAUGGCUGUUUUAGACGUUUCUUGUUACUGCUAUAAAUGAGCAGAGCAGAACAGUUGGACUGUAAAAAAAAAAAAAGGUUGUUUUUAUAUGGCCGCUGGCAGAGUGGUACUUAUCUCUCACAGCCAGGAGUUAUCAACAUUCGCCUCAUGGCUGAUAUUCGUUUCCCACAGGAGCACAACAAUGGAGCCAGAGCAGAAACAUCUGUUGUAUGUGUUAAAAGAUAGAAAAGAAAGUCAUUUCAGUGAGCGACGUUUCAAUACUUUGUUUUUAGGGGAAAUAUUGCAGCAUUGAAUCAAUUCAUCAAUCGGUCUUAAUUCAUGUUGCGCUAAUUCACAUCAAAUAUAAUCUCGAUAAGGCGCUUUAAAAGAGCACUGGACUCUUUGCUGUUUUAUUUUCAAAGACCCCCAAAUCGAGAAACAAGAAUCCACCAUGAGCAGAGCACUUCGGCAUUUAGAAAGUUACAGUGGCGAGGAGGAAACCUUGAGCAGAUCACGUUUCGUGUUGAACAGCCAUCUGCUGCUAAUGCUGAGUCGAGAUUGAAAAGAGGGAUAGAGGCGGUGAUGGAUGGAGACACAAAACAAUAACAACAACAGCAACAGGAGCAGUAGCUCAUACAGACUUCUGGUCACAGUGCCAGUAACUAUAAUAAAAGUAUGUGUACUAUUUAGAGGAACAGUACAUUAAUGAUGACAGACUUGUCCUAAUAUUUAUAGCUGUUAAAGCCAACCUGUCUAAGCAAAACUCCUGUGGAUGAAUUUCUUAAUGAUUUUAUGAAGUAGUCUGAAAUUCAUAUUGAUGAACUUUUAUGAUAAACAAAAACAAAGAAGACCGUCAGUGAAUAGAUCAUAAUUUCUAAAGCCUGAAACUGGUGCGAGGGGGUAGGUGUUAGGGACUUACCAAUAUGGAUUUUUUGGGGCUGAUGCAGAUACCGAUUAUUGGUCCGAUUACCGAUCAAUCUGCCGAUUUUUUAAACAUUUUUAUGAAGUUCUAAAAAAUACAUAUAUACUGCAGAUAUUUACGUUAUACUAUAUACUGUAGAUAUACUGUAGGCUACUGCUCUUCAUUCCGACAGAAGACAGACUGAUCAAACUCGGACCAGAAAAGCGUUUUCAACUACCCCCACCGAUCGGUGCCUCUGCGUCUUAACUCACAUUACUCAUUUCCGGUCCGGUCUCAUCUGGAGACAUACAGCUGCCUCAGUUAGAGAAGUACUUUGAUCAUGUAAUGCGUACUGUUGUUUAUUCUACCAUUACUAGCACGGCUAACAAUGUAGCAAGGCUAAUAGGAGGUCGCUGCGCCAUCUACAGGAUAAGUUGGGGAACUGUUUAAAAGGGGGAACAUCUUCGAAGUGAAACAGAAUCUUAUUCUCUGAAUUUUAUUUCUGAAAAUAUCGGCGAAAAUCAGCGAGUUUUGGCCGAUUACCGAUUAGUCUCAAACGGGCUAAAAUUGGCUACUACGUCGGGCCCUAGUAGGUGUCACCCAGGCAGCUCAACAAACAAGCUGUCUUUGCAAUUCGUACGUAAAACAAUGAUAAAUGUUUGACUAACAACAGGAUGAGUUCAGUUGUCAGAAGACACCACUUGGGCAUAAAGAGGACACUUUAAGUAAAAUCUGCUUUGUCCUCUGGGGGGCGUAAUUAACAGAAACUGAAAGUUCUCCAGAGCUUUAAGAGUUCGCUUUAGUACCAAGUUAAGUCCCUUUUAAUGGUACUUCAAUUCGAUUAGAUAGACUUUAUUGAUUUCUUUCGAGAGGUUCAGUGUGUACAGGAAAAAGUGGAAUAGUUAGAGAAGUAAGAAAUACAUAGAAAGAAUAAAGAUAUAAUAGAACUUUGGAUGAAUUACAUAUAAAAAGUAAUAUUUAAUAGCAAGUUUGCCACUGGUCAUGCUUCUUAAGUCUUAAAUCAAUGAAAAUGUCCCCUUAGAUUCUUGUUCCAGGCGAGGUGUUCAGGGUCAGCUCAGAUUUUAACCGCAUCACUCUUAGGCUGAUUGCAUUUUUUAGUCUGGCUGUGGAACCACAGCGCAGUCGACAGCUGCUCUAUUAAAACAAAUGAGAGCGAAACAGUGGGAGGAUGCGAGAAACCUCCCUCAAGAGCCGAGAAAGGAAAGAAAAUAACUCUUUUCUUCUUCUUCAGGGGAGGAUUAGUGAUGAGGUGGGUGGACUUCCUCUCGGGACCUUGCCUGUUUGCAUGCAGAUAAAAAAACGAUUCUGGAGAGACACAGCAAGACAAACACACAGAUGUAGUGGACUCACACACGCACAGAAAUACUCUCAUGUUCCUAAUCAGCGCACACUCACACAAACCCAGUUACAGGUCCUAUAGGCGCCAACCGCGGUGUUGUUGUGCAGCCUUUUGGAGCAGUAUCUCGCCGUGUUUCUAUAAAUAGGAAGGAGAGUCUGUCUUUUCCCUUCAAGAGGCUGUGCUGCAGGAAGGAGCAUCACUGCCUGCCUCAGCACACACACUCAGAGGCACUGAAGUUUCUGCAGCCUGCUGCAGAGUUCCUUUUGUGUUUCGGUAACAUUCGCCGAUUUGAGUGCAGCCGUGCAUGCCUGUUCCGUCUCUGUCGUGUCGGGUUUCUUCUCAUCUGAGCUGUCAGGGUUACCUGUCUGAACAACAAGCAGAAGAUCCCACCUGCCUGUCAACCUGUAUCCCUAAAACACGCUCACAUGCUCUCUCUCUCUCUGUCUUUUUUUUGUCUAUGUGCAGUGUUUGUAAAGCCCUGUGGACAAACUUCUGUCUGUGUUUGUCAGACAUCAGUGCUGAUCAGAUUAGAUUGGCAGCCUUCAUAAACUCAGACAGCACUAAGAUUAAACCGAGCGCUGAAUUUUAGAUUAGAUGCAAUCCAAAAAUGAUGCCCUAUAAUUUUCUGCCAUGCUGCCUGUGUGUAUGUGCUUGCACUCCUGUGUGUGUGUGUGUGUGUGUGUGUGUGUGUGUGUGUGUGUGUGUGUGUGUGUGUGUGUGUGUGUGUGUGUGUGUGUGUGUGUGUGUGUGUGUGUGUGUGUGUCAAAACACAGCACCAAGGGGCUGGCAUCCAAUAUUGAUGAGAUAGUCUGGAGGCUGCUCUGGGCGAAGAGUGAGAGAGACGGAGAGAGGAGAAGUACAUAUUUUGGAGUUUUGGAACAUGUCUGCCAGCUCCAUUUUUUGCUCUUUUCUUCGUCUUUUACUGUCUUUUUUUAACUUCUGUUUCUCUCUCUACUCUCUUCCUCAUCAUUGCACUUUCUUCAGUUUUUCAACAACUAAAAGGAAAAACCAACAGUCACCUGCUCAUGGUGGCUGUUACCAAUAAUAUAGUUUAUGCACAUUUGAGAGUAAGAAAGGCAGGCAAAGGUAUUUUAGUAGUUAUGACCAGUCUUUAUUGAAAUCCCAUCCUGUGAGAGUUUCAGUUUGCCUCAAUUUUGGCGCCCCCUGUGGACAAAGCAGUCUUUGCUCAAGUAGGGCCAUAUACUGUUAUUAUUCUAUGUGGAAAUUGUAAAAAAACAAACAAGGGCUAGUUCUCCAGCUACUGGUCUUUUAUCUUUGGAAAUGUUGUAAACUAAAAGAUUUUAUUACCUCGAUUCGACCAAAUGAAACCUGCUGAAUCAGCACUUUAGCUCUCACUUGUUUAUGGUGCUAAUGCUAGCUACUGCUGCUUCAUAUUUCUUCAAAUCAUCUUCAUUGUGAGGAUAAGUUUGCAGGUGAUUUACAAGAAGAGUUGCGUUGAAAGUUACUUGCAGCACAUUCUUGUCCUCUCCCUCCAACAAAGUGACGCCAUGUUAACUCUAUACUCAGAUUUUGCUUCUUCUUCGUGUUAUUAUGACAUAUAUUAUACAUAUUUCAAUCUUCUGUAGCCGGCUGAUCAUUCACCAGUACGAUAUAUGUUUUACAUCUCUAACUCAGACCCUGUAACUCUCAGUGUUUCUUAUUCCUCAGUAUCUCUUUCACAUUUCCUCCAUCUGUCAUCCUCUCCUCUUGUCUCUUAUUUCAUCAUCCUGCCUCCCCGCCUCCCCUCCUUCUCUGUUUUUCUCUUCUCCCCCCUGCUCUCUUCUCGCUAUCAGGUUGUAAAGAGUUUGCUGCUUCAAUCAGACUUGUAAUGAGCUGCUGCUGCGUGUCGCCCCGGUCCUGAAAAACAAGUCAAAGUCUCCCUGUCUCCGUUUUACCCCCCUUGUACAUCCCUUCUGUUGCUAUACUGUUGAAUGUAUACAUACAAAGAUUUAUUUAUGAUGAGGUGAGACUUUCAGCCCACUCUGUUUGUCAUCAGUUUGUCUGUGUGAUCCCGGUGCCCCUGCUGUGUCACUGAUGUGUGCACAAGACAGAUUUACAGAGCGCUUCGCCUUAAAGGAAGGAGAAAUAUAUCCCAUCUUGCACAUAUUAACAUUUUUCUCCUCGGAUAACCCUCCUCUUCACCGCAGAGCUCGCUCACAGAUCUGGAAAAAGUCGUAGAUCAUUUUCUUUUGGCUCGCUGAAGUCAGAAAUCAGCUCUGCCGUCAUAUUGGCGUGAAUAUACUGCUGUCCCUCUGCAUUUCAUAUGUUUAAAUCCACUCCGUGAUAAAUGAGCCAAUCUGGAAAGAGCCUGUGACAUCAUGAAACACUUUAAUGUAAUGAAUUAGCCGUACAUGAGAUGAAUAGUGGCUGCUCAAUUAUGGCAAAAAUUGAUAUUGAUAUCAGGAUGAUUAAAUUACUCAUAAUUCCACAUCUGCAUCAGACACAAUUAAGCUAACCAUGACCUCUCCUCUCUCUCUUUCUUUGUGACAGACCAAGAUGAAGCAGUUGGAGCAGGAGGCCCACCGAGCAGCCGGACAAAUCUUCCUGGUCACCAGCAACGCUCAGCUACGAACCGUGUGUAUCUUAGUGUUGUGCUGUUCAUGAACGUUUCGUUCAAAAGUACGGAACUGCUGAGUGAACUCCGAGACCUGAUUCGUUCCUUUUUCAGUUCGGUUGAGCUCAGCAGCGAGCCUGGCAUGCUGGUCAGGAGUGGAACUGCGCCUUUAACUCUUUGGCGAACGACACACAGCCAGCCAGUCAGCGGGCGGGCAGGCCGAGACUUGUGAUUCACUCACAGCGAAUGAACAAUAUGUAUUAGUCAGUGAAUGAAACAGUCUGUGAACGAUAUGUAUCAGUUUGUGAACGAAACAGUCAGUAAACAAAACAGUCAGUGAACGAAACAGUCUGUAAACAACUUGUGUCAGUCAGUGAACGAAACAGUCAGUGAACGAAACAGUCAGUAAACGAAACAGUCAGUGAACGAAACAGUCUGUAAACGAAACAGUCUGUGAACGACCUGUAUCAGUCAGUGAACGAAACAGUCAGUAAACAAAACAGUCAGUGAACGAAACAGUCAGUAAACGAAACAGUCUGUGAACGGCAUGUAUUAGCGCGUGAACGGAAUGAUUCACUCAGUGAUAGUGCCUUUACAUUAACACACGUCUAUAAACUUUCCUGCAAGAAGGAUUUAAUUUCAGCCGAUUUAAAGCAAUAUGCUAUUUGAUAUCUUUAAACCUAGCAGAAUUUAUUGUUAAUCUCUCCACUUUUCCGCGAUAUAAAAGAACGAUGACUCGCUGACUCGUUUAGCGGGCGUGCUGCUUGCUGCUGUGUUGUUUUCGCCGACAGCGACUCACAGAGAGGUGAGUUUUUCAGGGCAGGGGAGUGAUUCUUCCUUCAGGAAUUCAAGCACUGACUGAUUUAGUGAACGAAUCUUUUGAACGAAUCCUUUUAAUGAACAGAUUCUAAAGAUUCAGUACAGUCAAAAGAACUGUUCUUCCCAUCACUAGUGUAUCUCUACUUACUCAUUAUGUCUACACCUGAAUUUCAUUAUCUUCACAUGCUCUUUAUAUUGUUUGUGUUCAUUUGUGUCCACUGUAGGUUUUGUUUGAGAAGUUGUGUCUUCAUGAGCGCUGCGAAAACAAGAAACUUCCCAAGACCAUCAACAAGCAGCAGUCCACAUCAGAAGCUGCAGUAUGGCGCACAAACACAAACACUGUAUAUCCGUUUACUCCUUUGACAGUGAAUUCUCCUUUUUUAUCUCUUUCCUGACUUUUUUGAAGUUGUUGCAGCUGCAGGACUUACAUCCUCUGCCAAAGAUCAUCCUGGAGUACAGACAGGUCAGUCAUGUUUGCUCUGAAGUGUUAUCUUAUCUAUUGUUCCAUAUCUUAUAAAUUUGCAACUGUAAUCCCCAGGUCCACAAAAUCAAGUCCACCUUUGUUGAUGGGAUUCUCUCCUGCAUGAUGAGCAAGGUAAGAAACACCAUAGACAGAAAAACUCAGAAUUUAAGGUAUAAAUCAAAGCGAGUCGGGCUGUUAGUUCAUGACGGCUCCUCUGGGGUUGUAGAGGAGUAACCAGCGUCUCUUUGAAGCUGCUCUCUUUCUCCUCUCAGUCCUCUUUAAAGCCUCGGCUGAAGAGAAAAGAUGCUGCUCUUUGUGUUGACAGUCUCCACAUGCACUCUGUUGUCUUCUCUACGGGAGCAGCAGCUUGUGUUUGUCGAUCUGUGCUUACUCAACUCCGCAAAUGAGUCUGUGAGGCUGUCUGUAGAAGCGUUUGGCUUCUGAUGGGCCUGAUUCAGUUGGCGGUUUUAAGGCCAAGGCAAACAACAACGCCAAUCAGAGGGAAAUCAGCCAUCGUUUGCUCCUCGCUAAGAUAUGAUCUUGUCUGUAAUGAUGGUGGCCGCACACAACUGCAACUUUUUUGGCAAAUUAGACACAACUGGGCGACUUCUCUCAUGGUUUUCAAAGAAUAGUCGAGUAAAAGUUUCCUUUUUGUCUCUUAAAAAGUUUUACUGAGACAGUUUUUCAAAGUUACCUUCUUGAAACUGUAGAAAAAAGUUUCAACAGAUGAACGACUUUGCAGGGAUGAUCUUUCUAAGCUUUUCUUAUCUUUAAAACAGCACAAAAAAAUGUGCACGUUACAGAAAUUCAUCGUUCGUUCAUGUAAUUUAGCAUGUGCAGCAGCCUCGCCUGUAACCUACAAAAACGACUCAUUUCCGCUGACAUGAACAUUCUUCAUUUUGACAAACGAUUCAGGCGAAGCUUCCCAUCGCUCUAUAAAACGGGUUGUUUACAAACUCUGCAGGUCUAAAUUCAUCUCCUGCUGUCAGCUGAAAAUUUGCCAGGCGCAUAAGUUUGCAUAAGGAACAAAAGUGUUGCUGUAUAGCCUGAUUAUUCCACAAACCGAACUGGCACCGCAGACCGCAAACAGAUUGUUCAGACUGGGCAGCAGGCUGUUGCAUGGCACCAAUGUUACCUCACACUCCAAAUAAAGGAUUCAGACAAGUGAUAACUGCGAUAAUAUAGAGAUCAAACCAAUUAAAAUGGAUAAAAACAUAUUAAGCUAUACCACAGAUUUACCAGCUUCCCUUUGUCUUUAACUCUUUAUCUCUUCUCUUCCUGAAAAAAAACACAGAACUACAUUUCCUCCACAUGGCACCAGACGAGUGUGGUGACGGGGAGAAUCUCAGCCAAGCACCCGGUAAGUAAGACCCUCCUGCCAACCCUCUGUCCCUGUCUUCAUACUGAAGGCUGGAGCAGCAGUGCUCAGAUACUGGAGCUCUCCAUGGUGCUGAACUGCAGUCAGUCUGAACUCUGGGUGCUGUGUGCUUUGCUGCAGGCCUGAGGUUACUAACUAGGGCCUGACUGAUAUGGAUAUUUUGGGGCCGAUGAUUAUUAGGGGGGGAAGAAAAAGGAUUAAAAAAGGACUAAGUCGGCGUGACUGAGACCAGCACAGUGGGGAACAUGGUGAAGUGGGUUGAACUGAAACUUGUUGACUUACUUGAGGCGGACCACUCUCCUCCGUGCGUCCCUGAGCUGCCUGCUUCAGAUCCAUCACUCUGCUGUGCUGUGAGGUAGUUAGUGGAUGAAGAUUGUCAUGAGGUCGCUGCGCCAUCUACAGGAUAAGUCGGGGAACUUUUCAAAUGGCGGAACAUUAUUGAAGUGAAACCAAAUUUUAUUCUCCGCAUUUUAUUUCUCAAAAUAUCUGCGACAAUCGGCGAAUUUUGGCCUAUUACUAACCCAUCUGUAGCUUAGUAUCUUAAAAUUUAAAAAUCCACAUUUAGAGCUUCAGGGAUCAAUGAAGUUCUUCCUCUUCUUCUUCUUCUUCUUCUUUAUAUUUUAUUUCACCAGCAUUGCAGCUGUGUUCUAUCUGAACCAGUGUGGCCGCCAUUUUUCUAUUCCUAACCAGAAGUCAGUUUGAGAAAUCACCAAUCAGUAAACUACACUCAAGAAUCUUAAAAGCUACCAAACCGAAUAAAAACUCGUCAUUAUGUAUUUCCUAGAGAAGUCAUAUUUUUGUUGUUGAUUGUGAAACACGAUCAGAUAAUCUCAAACGAAUCAUGAGGUCUCCCUGCAUAACAAAAGGAUGUAAAAUGAUUAAUAUUAUGAAACUAACCUUGAGUGAACGAGACAGCUGUGUCGAUAUCUCCGUAAUAGAAUUUGUGUUCAUUUGUUUGGAAGUAAUACUUGAUUAAAAAAUCCAGACACACCGUGCUCGAGAAUACCUCUUUCAAAAUAAAAGCCCUCUGCAAACGAAUGCUUUGUCUCUGUCACCCCCCUUUUUCUCGCUUUCUCUCCCCUCUCCUCUGAUUGGGGCGAUCGAUAACUCAUUUUGACAUACCCAGGCUGUCAAGGUCUAGUGGUUCUGUAACUGAAAUACUGCUCUCUCUCUCACACAUACACACCGAGAGUCACGUAUGUGUAAUAACCGUGAACAAACUGAGAUUUCUAAUCUGCAAGCAGCACAUUAAAUUGAUCUUUCUGUUUCUACGUGUUAUAUGUGACUUCUAGCCUGCUGCUGUUUAACUCCGCUCCUCUAAAGCAUUGCUGGGAUUUGUCGAAACAUCUUGUUAACCAUGUGGGCGCUGAUUUCUGGUUGUUUAUGUGUGGCUCUUGUGGAGCUCUUGUGUGCACCAGUUAAAUCCUUGAAGCCUUUGUUUUGCAGUGAUUCUAAUUUGUUUCCAGAGAUGAAGUAAUGACACACACGAAACUUUCCCAAGACGAUUAGCUUAAUCAGCUCCAGGCUUAUUGUUUUGGUCUGUGAUAUUUCCUGUUAAAUUAGGGGUGGAUCUAUGUUUGAAUUUGGAUUUCUUUUAAAUUAGAUGAUUAUUUGACUGAGCAGGAUGUCUGAGAAAACCUAAAUAAGCUAAUGAUAAUGUGUUUAACUAGUAGAAAAACAAUAUUGUAACUAACAGUAGAAAUAAGCAGAAGUUCUACAAUAUCAGAUUUCGCUGUCAAGUACUCAAGUUUUUAGAAUGAAGCAUCAAAGGUUGCAGUAACACAAGUGACCACUUGAGGCUCUAAGAGUGUUAUAACAAUUCAUCAGAAAUGAUCAUGUUUACAGCGAGUAGAGAAACACACCUGUUAAAAUUAUAUCAAGAUUGAUUGUAUGAGCGGUUGGCAAGUAGCUGCCUCAAAUAAUUCAACCCAAUGAACCAGUCCAGCUACCCAAACUAAGACACGAGCAGGCAAAAUCCAAAAUCCUAAAAACAGUAAAAAAAAAAAAAAGUUAUGUUGAAAAGUCAUAUCGGUUAUUUUACUAUUGCUUAAGAUGUUAUUUAUAUCCUGCUAGGACAAAAUGACAGCCCUGGACUGUAUCAUAUAGACUAGGGCCCAACUGAUAUGGAUUUUAGGAGGCCGAUGCCGAUAACGAUUAUUAGGGGGGAAAAAAUCCAAAUUCUGAUUAAUCAGCCGAUUUUUAAUUUUUUUUAUGAAGUUAAGAUAUCUACAGUAUACUGUAGGCUACUGCUCUUCAUGGCGAUAAGAAGACCAACUAAUCAACGUUGAACCAAAAAAGCGUUUUCAACUAAUAAGUGGAUGAAGAGUGUCAUGAGGUCGCUGCGCCAUCUACUGGAUGAGUCAGGGGAUCUUUUCAAAUGGCGGAAUAUUUUGAAACUGAAUCUUAUUCUCUGCAUUUUAUUUCUGAAAAUAUUGGCGACAAUCGGCGAGUUUUGGCCGAUUACCAAUUAGUCUCAAAUGGGCAAAAUUUGGCCAAUUUAAUCGGCUCGCCACUAAAUCAGUCAAGCCCUAAUAUAGACUGUAUAAUAACUGAGCGUUACUGCAGGGAUUUUAUAGCAUACUGGCGGUGGUGGCGCUUGCCAUAUUGAUAACACUGGCUCAACUGGUUAACCUACCAGAGGGGGCCCCGAGCCUCCUUGCAAAUGGCUACAUGCUGAUCUAUUACCUUUAAUAACUUUGAAACAAACGUGAUACAAAAUAAUUCAUUAACUCUCAAAAUGAAGAUAUUUUGGCUUCACUUUUGUAAAGUGGAGACAUGUCGUCCAUCUCUAUAUACAAUCAGCGCUUUAUGAAUUAGAUUUCCUGGUAUCCCCUCACCUCAAUAACCAUAACGGACAAUCUGUUGGAUAGUGUACUGGUGUGACAAGAAUUUUACGUGAGGAAUUUGGACUAAAAAGACAAAUCUGUAAGAAAACGUGAUCCGCAGGGAAGAAAUUAUGAACCAAAAAAGUUUAAUUUAGUGGAUGACAGAGAAUAGAGAGGAACUCUGCAGCUUAAUUGACUGAAAUAUGGAGCUAAUUUCACCAUCAUGCAGCAGGGAGUGAGGAGAGUCUUCUCCCACUAGUCUGCCUCCAUUAUAAUUCCAGCAUAUAAAUGAAGGUCACUCAUAAUUUUGUCUCAUUAUAAUUUGGUGUGAGAUGUUUCCCAGCAGUGAUAACCAACAUGUCACUUAAAGGGCAAAAGCUGCAGUUCAUACAUUUUGUGUUGAGGGGGAAAAAAAGGGAGCUUCUCUGACACACACACACACACACACACACACUCACGUAUUCAAAUGAGGAGUGUUGCAGAGGGGCUUAGCUUUCAUCUGCUGUGGGUUCAUAUGGGGUGAAGCCAGACUGCGGUAACAAACGGGUGACUGAAUCUAAGCAGGACAGCCAAAAAGCUGCUGCUGAGCUGAAGAGAGUGAUGCUGCAGAGGGAAGUGCAGGUUUUUCCGCUCUUCCUCUUAUAUUUUUACCCGCUAAAAGCCAAAAGAAAUGUGCCGUCUGCACGUCCCAGCUUUCCUCUCUGCAUUCACAAUGUUUCUAUCCUUAGGUCUUGUUCUGUCUGCUUUUUACUCCCAUUCUCCUGGCACCAGUCUAUUUUCUGGUUCCACUUCCUUUGCUUUUAACUUUCUAUUUUUUGCAGCUGAAUUUCAGGCUCUACCUGUCUCCUCUUACUCCUUCAUGUUUUACUUAUUCGCCCCGUCUUUUCUUCGUCUGGUGCAGAAACUCAGCCUGUAUCAUCACCUGUUUUUGUCUCUCUCCACUGCUAAGCUUGUGCCCGACUCUUUUUACGAUGAUCAAAGAUUUAUACUCUCAUGCCACCUGCAGUGCAUCAAGUUUACUCAUUCAUGCAAAUUCUUAGAAAACAGAUGCAAACAUGCUCCUCUGUUGUUUUGAGACCACUAGAUUCAACUCCCUAAAUUUGGGCUUUUCUUCAUUUUUUGAUCUCCAUUUCUCUCCUAUCUCAAGCAUAGUGAAUCUCUUCCCAAAUAAUCUUACAGUAUUUCCACGAUGUAAACACUAGAUUUAAAUCAGAGAAGAUUUUAUUUUAUACACUUUUUUGCCCUGAAAGUUAAACAAUCAUUUAGCCAAUUUUACACCAGUUCUAAUAUAUCUGAAACUGGCUCAGUGUUUUCUGCUGCUCCAUAGACAUAAAUUAGCUAGCUAACCAAUAUUAGCAUGUGACUUGCUAGCUAGGACUGACACACCUACUGCUGCAAAUGCAUAUUAAUGGGAUAUUCCGGCAAAAAACAACUCACCUCUGGCCAGUCCAUUAUGGACUGCUGAGGGGUGCCGCAGCUCAAGGAAGAACAUUUAUGAUCAUUACUUUAUUAUUUCCUUGAAGUAACAAUCAUCAUAUUAAUCAUUUUGCAAUGCAGACGAGGUAGUUCUUCUGCCUUAGUGUCUCAGUCUGAUUGCAUUUCCAUGGAGAAAUGAUCAUAAAUGUUCUUCCUUGAGCUGCGUCACUCCACUGCAGUCCAUAAUGGAUUGGCCUGAGUUCUAACUACAAACAAGAGGCUGCUGGAAGAGAGUAGGUGAGUUGUGUUAAGUCUCUUUGCGAAAGAAAAUAGGCAAAGUUAAAAAGAUGUUUGGUGGCUAGUGCUGUGGCUGGGACCCUAUAUGUACUGUUGAUGAAGUUAGGUGCUGUUCUGAACAUUAUUUGUGGCUAUAGAGUGGCGUUUUGGUUGAGGUUUGUUUAUGGCUCUUCAGACCGCUGUGUAUUGCUAUCGUGCGGUCGUUACUAAAGUUGGUUUAACUAGAGAUGCAAGAGGUCAGCAACAUUCAUCUCUCGAGGGGGUGUCUAAUGCGGUGUUGCAGUGUGUUGGACCCUAACUUAAGUUUACGCCGGAAUAUCCCUGUAAGGCGAAGAGUUAUGCGCGCAUUUGUAUGAUAAGUGGCGUUGCCAGUAGAGCGACAGAUGUAUGCUGUUGCUAUUUGCCUAAUAGGAGGCUCAACUGCUUCACCUGUUGUGAGACCGAUCAAAAGUCAUACCUUGCUGUCACGUUCCAACCUCUCUUCAUCUUCUUAUGCUAAGUUUAAUGGUUUUUGGCACAUGUGUUUGUUAUUUGUUCAAAUGUAAAUAGAGGCAAAGUUGUGUUGAUUUGUGAGUAAUUAAAAUUGGUACAGUGUGAUUAAAUUACCACACACCGGUGUUGUGAUUCAGUAGUUCCCGUCUGUUCAACAAGGUGGCGCUCCUAUGGCACUCUAACUCAGACUCGUGGACCGAGGACGCUAAUUUGAGGCACAGCUUUGAUUUAAUUUGAGCGUACUCUGUGCUCGGUGCACUCAGAGCAGUGCAGAGAAACACAUUGUUGAGUUUAAAGUACAAAAUGUAUGACUACCAUUCAUUCAAGCAGGUUUGCAUAAUCCUGUCCAUGGACACUUUAUAUGAUUGUUCCAUUAUCUGCAUCUUACCUGCUAAUGAAUUUAGCCUCAACCAGGCUGUCAUGCAUCAAAAACAUGGCAUUGAACAUGCUAACAGGUGCUGAUUAGGCAACAAGUGUCAUCGUCCCGCUCUUAUUGGGUCCAUGCAGACCCCCAGGAGCACCAAUAGGAGCUAAUUACAAGUUCAUUAUAAGCCCAUUGUGACCCUGUCUGAGGGGGAAUACAAACGGGAUGUUGUCAUGGAUAAUAAGGAACGAGGCUGCUAAUAAUGAGAGGAGCGAAAAGACGAGCGAAAACAAGCACAUCUGCAUGAUAAAGUGUCUCUUUCAGAGUCGAUGAGCAUGAGAGGAGUGUGUUGGUGUGUUUGGCAGCCAUUGAUGCAAUUCUGAAGUAGUUUGUGUUUUGUGUCUGACAGCUGAGGAAUAUUUAUGUCGUGCGGUUGUUGCGCGAGUGUUUGUGUUAUCUCUUUAUAUUCUAUGCGAGUUGGUGUAAUUACUUGUGGAGCAACAAUAUGGGCUUCUGUUUAAUGAAGCCGGUACUGUCAUCACUUGAGCUUCCUCGUGUAUGUUGUUGUCUAGUCUAACACAGCGUACGAAUCUGCAGCGUUAGUGUUUUUCUGUGUUGUAGUUGUUUUUUUGGCACAUCCAUAAGUGAUUUAGGAGAAAAUUUCUGUUUCCAGUGUGAAUGUGUGUCUUUGGCUCUGGCUGUGUCUGCUAAUGAACUGCUUCUCUGUUCCUGAUACCACAGUGAGGGGUAUAAUUACUUUUUACCCCACGUAGCGCAGGUGUGAGUGCUGUGUUUCCAUUUUACGUCUCUGUCAUGUACAUAUUGUGGCUAAAUUUGAGUGACUUCACUUUUGCAGAACAUACUGUAAAUUCUGUAAUCGUUAUGAUUAUUGUCUACUGUAACAUAUAGCCCUUCAUGUGGGGGCGUAUUGACUGUUCCAGUGCAGUGAGUGUUGCUAUUAUUACAUAUGUGAUAAAGUACAUGCUGUGUUAGUUUCAGAAUGACAGCCGCUCGUCCUCAUGAAGGUUUUUCAUGUAUAUUAAAAAAUGCAGUCAGCAGUGAGCGAGCCAACCCCGACCGUUUCAUAUUUAAAAACCCUCAUUCAUCUUUUUCUCUCUCUCUCUCUUAAGCUGCAGUGACGCAUGGGAAACACGCUGAAGCUGCUUUUUCAUUCUUUGACUCUCUCUCUCUCUCUCUCUCUCUGCUCGUUCUUUUUCCCUCUCUUUAUCUCUUGAUCAGUCCUUUUCUCAUCUUUCCAUCUCUUUGAUUUCACUUCAUUUUUUUAAAGCACGCAAGCAACGGACUCUCUUCUGAGAGCAUCUUAAAGUUUUUAUCGUAUCUGAGGAGAAAAUUCAAACCUGUGAAGUUUUAUUUUUAGCUUACGCAAAGAAAAUCCAGUGUUGGAAUAUUACAGGGGUCAGUAGUUAUUUUGUGCUCAACCAGACUAAUAGCUGAUGUAAGGAACUGAUACACAGUGCAUUAAUAGUAGAUACUUAAUAGCUACCAUUAAGGUUGGUCGAAAAGAUCGAUACAGCAAAGUAUCGCAAUAUUUUUUCCGGUGAUAUAUCGUAGUGUCUCAUUUACUAAGUAUCAAUUUUUCAUGUUAAUUGCUAAUAUGAAGUCAAAUCUAUGAUAAUGGAAAAAUAAAAUCAACUGUUUGUCCAGUGAGGUUGGUAGAGGUGAAAUCAUUGAACAAAAGAAGGUUAAUGCAAUAAAUAUAUUUAUAAGGUUUGCAAGAUGUGCUUCAUGAAAAUAAAAUACAGCGUAAAUAAGUCAAAAAGCCAAAUGCUAAAUUAGCCAAACAGUUGAAAAAAUUGUACAGAUCGUAAUAUAUUUUAUUGCAAUUACUCGCUGCAUUGCAAAAUGUUAAAAGUCCCAAUAGUAUCGCAUCGUGGCCCAAGUAUUGUGAUAAUAUCAUAUCGCAGCCCAAGUAUUGUGAUAAUAUCAUAUCGUAGCCAAAGUAUUGUGAUAAUAUCAUAUCGUAGCCAAAGUAUUGUGAUAAUAUCAUAUCGUGGCCCAAGUAUCGUGAUAAUAUCGCAUCGUGGCCAAAGUAUUGUGAUAAUAUCAUAUCGUGGCCCAAGUAUCGUGAUAAUAUCAUAUCGUAGCCAAAGUAUUGUGAUAAUAUCAUAUCGUGGCCCAAGUAUCGUGAUAAUAUCAUAUCGUAGCCAAAGUAUUGUGAUAAUAUCAUAUCGUGGCCCAAGUAUCGUGAUAAUAUCAUAUCGUGGCCCAAGUAUCGUGAUAAUAUCGUAUCGUGGCCCAAGUAUUGUGAUAAUAUCGUAUCGCGGCCAAAGUAUCGUGAUAAUAUCUUAUCGUGGCCCAAGUAUCAUGAUAAUAUUGUAUUGUGGGGCCAUUUGUGAUCCCCUCCCCCUGUUUAUAUGGGAAAUGCUUUGCUUUAAUGCCUUUUUAAUUAGUUUAUUUUAUUGCCCAUCUGUAAAGACAACACUGAUGAAGUCCUGAUAAUAGGCACAAUAAUCAAACUUGUCACUGAUGGCCUCAUUGAUUAUUAAAUAUCAUACACAGGCGUCAAAGUUAAAUUCAGUCUAUUCCAUAAAUGUUUAAAAUUCCUCACUGGAGCUUUAAGGAGAAGGUCUUUGUGUACCUCAAGUGUCCAUACAGUACGCUGGUGAUUUACGCUGCCGUCAUUAGAAACUCUGACAUAAGUGAAGAGUCAGCAUUGUCCACGGCACACCGUGAACAGUCUGUCACAUCACAGGGCAACACACACACAGCAGACAUACUCACAUGUCCAAUUACACGCUCCUUACUCGUUUAUCUGCUCUCAGUACACAGUGCAGGUCACGUAUCUCAUGUACACAAGGAGCAACAUCACUGAUCCUGUGUGUGUGUGUGUGUGUGUGUGUGAUUGUUACUGGUGCCUGGUCCCUCAUGUGUACUUUCCUCUGUCCACACCCUGCCACUGCAGUCCUCUCUUGCCUCCCCCUCUCCCUCCUGUGAAUAAUGAAUGAGUUGUGAAAGCAGAGAGCUGUUUUCUCCCACACACACACACACUGGGAGGUCAAACCGCCACACUGAAGCUCCGACCUAUGAUGGGAAUCCCUCUUUUGUGUGUGUCUCUGUGUACACGCCAUGUCCUGUAUGUCCUUGAUAAAAAAAAAAAGAUGCUCCUCAUUCACAUACCCACACACCCUCAGCUGUGUGCUUUAAAAGGUGGAUACAGUGGGAUUAACAGGGAUUAAAGAGAAACUGCUGAUUUUAAACGGUUUCUUCCCUCUAUCGAGCGGCGCCUGUGUGCGAGGGGGGCCUUAUCAGUUUUCCUUUUUUCCUCCUUUAGGCACAAAAAGCUGCAUACGUGUAAUAUUGUAUACCUGUUUGUCUACAUCAGCAUUGGAUAAUGUUACUCAGCGAGUCGAUGCAGAGUGGGCCAGGAGCCCAGCGAGCGCCAGGCUGUUCCUAUUUUCAGAUGUGUAUGAGAGAAACUUCAAAGGCCUGAGGUGUUGGCGGGAUCUCAGGGAUCUCAGUCCUACAAAGCAGCUAUUUCCUCAUGAAGUGCAACACACAUUCAAAGCAGGGGACGGUAAUUUGAUGAAUUCACGUCACAUCUCCUUCAAAGCGAUACAUUUGUUGCAUUGGCAUGUGAAGUAAGCAACAACAAAAUCAGCUGUUAAACAGCGAUUCCCAUCAGCGUUCAUACUGUGGAGCAUCAAAGCAUAAAGCAACACAGUGUGACAAACUGCACACCAGAGCCGAGGGAUUAAUCUUGUUUUAGUUUCAGUCACGAUGCUCUCUUCCUGUGAUCAUCAUUUGCCGUGUUGUCCUUGUCUGGUCUGGUGCGGACCCUCCCUUCCUUCACAGCAGGGCAUGUAGGCUGUAAUGGCUCAUCAGCAGGAGCUCAGAUUGACUCAAAAUAAAGUUUGGGAGGGGAAUGAAUUUAUCACAAAAUGAAGCAGUCCAGAACCAAAGAGCAACAAAGUCUGAUCUCUCUGAAUUUUCUGCAGUUUUUUGCUCUAUGUUUUCAUAUUUCGGUCGUGUUUUUUCGGCUGCUGGUGGAUAUUUCUGCUUGGAGAAGAGUUUACCCAAGAGAAGAGCUUCUUUUAUUGAGACUGAGCAAAUCUAGAUGACUUUGUGGUUGCUGUGCUGGUGUAAAGGUGACGGCAAAGUUGAAGGCUAGGAAAUGGAGAUAUAAGAACAUAACUAUCAAGAAGAAGAUGUGCUGUCCAGGUAUUAAACUGUUGGCGGUUGCUCUUCGUCCAUAUUAUUGCUGCGUUCCAGUUACCUCGGAUGUCGGCGCUGAGACUGAUGCUACACUUGACUUGACAGCAUUCCAGUUAACAAGUCGGAAAACCAAGAUGGACACCUACAGUUAGCUGUUGUUAGCCGUUGUUAGUUGUUGUUAGCUAUACCAGUUCAAAACAACGAAUAACACAAUAUUUUACUCUUACAAACACCUUAGCAUUGUGUUCAUAGUUAGACGUUAGGCAGUACAACAUAAACCACUUAUUUAAUUUCACAAAAACAAAACAAAAGUGCUGAUAAAUAAAACAUUACGAGAGCUUUCACUGUUACUCUUUACUGUCGAUGCACUGCGCUGCCAUCUUGGAUUAUGACGUUGUCGUCAAGUCGGGAGGAUCGUCCGACUUUCCAAGUUGGAAAUCUGACUUCAGGACUCUGUUUCCCACUUCCGAGUACAACUGGAACGCUGCAUAUGUUCCUAAGGAGUUCAACCAUAUCAUAAGAACACAUGUAUUCUCCAUGAUACUGUUGCUAGGAUACAGAUUCAACAUCCACAAGGAGACUUCAACCAUGUCACCCUCAUCCUCACCUGACUGGAUUUAUAGUUUGUUAAUUGUCAAUCUAGAGAAGUUUUUUCACAAGAUCCGAAACAAAUGAAUUUCCCUUUGAGGAUAAAUAAAGUUCUUGUAUUUUUUGUGUUGUAUUAUUGCCAGAGGAGAGCAGGAGGAGCAGGUGUGUGUUAGUAAAGCAGAGGGACGGAGUGAGCAUGAGAGAAAAGUGUGUUGAUCUGGUUAGUUUGAAGAGUGGGUAAAGUAUCCAGGCUGGGAGUAGCUGCACAUACACACAGCUGACCUUUCUCACAUAUGUACGGCUCUAUUUGUUUGUUAAGGUUUCUAUUUAUCUGCAUGAAACAGCCUAAAGAAACCAAGAGGCUGACUUCCACGGUGUAAUAACACACUGCAGCAGCACAGAUUUUCAAACUACACACUGUGCAAGACAGCAGUUAACUCCAGCUGACUUCCAAAUUGUGUCUCCUUUUGAACUAGAACUUCCAGGCGCUGCCGAGACAGCCUCUUCGUAUCACCAAGAAGCAGUACAUCCAAGGUAGGUUACGCACACACACACACACACACACACAUUAACACACUCAUGCAGAGUGAGGAACACCCCUCCCACGCGUCCUAGAGAAUAAGACAGUGAUAAAUGUCGGGUUGCGUGUGUGUGUAGGAGAGGGAGACGUCUCUGAGGGCUCACAAAAACUGAUGAGCAGGGAGCGAGUAAAGACUGUUUAUGAGGAUGAUAAAAGUCUGCAGCAGCAGCAAAGGCCUGCGCAAUAAAGAAGUGUUUGUUUGCUCAGCGCAGCAGCCUCUGGUGCAUGGUUGCUUUGAAGAGGGUGAUAUUUAAAAGUGCACUGCAGGCCUCACAUUGUUAAAUCACAUGCAUUUUCAUUUAAGUGAUGAAUUCGUUGCACUAAACCCUAUUUAGCCCCAUGAAAAAAAAUGUAGGAUUCAACUUUAUUAGCGUCACACAACGCUGUGAACGCUCACUGUAGCUGUUAAAUCCUGCACAGUUUUAGUACACAUUCCUAUGGAUAUCUUUACUUUAAAUGAAAAAUCAACAAAGUGUAAAAUAUCAGAGUAAGUGAGACAUGUUUCGUUUUAUAUAUUCUUUAUGUUCUCCUGGUUUUAUCGCUUCAUGUGCACAGAAAAAAAAAAAUGGCAGACCAUAAAUUAACAUAUGCAAAUACGAAUUCCCAAGAUCCAUUGCAGCACUGCUCUUGUGCAGUGUGAGUGAACAGCUGUUCCUCACUAACAUCUUUUAUGUACAGUGCAGUCUUUUGUCUUUCACUGAGACUUUAUCUGUGGAAUAUUAUCCAUUUGGACACAAACAACCAUUUAGUAAACUUUGAUUAGAUUAUUCCUGCCAUCUCCUCUCUGUCCUCUUUUCAUCUCCUCUCUUAAAGGGAAUAUUUAAUUACCUUGUCUCGCCCUAGUUGCACAUACUCACUUGAUCAAAAGUGCCACAUCGACGCUUUAGAAAAACCAACCAGACUGUUCUUUUUCUGAGACAGUUUCUUUUAAUCCAUGAGAAGUCAUGAAAGACAAGGAAAAACAUCUUUUUCUACGUGAUUAGAGUAGAAUUAAUACACUGAAAAGUCUAAAGGUCCUUACACACCGGGAACGACGCAAAAAUAUGAAAUAUUCUGAGGCGAAUUUUGACGCGCCUGACUGUACACAUCAAGCGUGAUGCGAUUUUGCGACUAUCCAGGGGGAGUCUCAGUUUUGCUGUAAAUACAAAGUGCUUGUGCUUGCAAUAACUGGUCUUUAUUUUGUGGAAAUAUCAACAACAUGGUGAGAGAAGAAACACAAUCUUUUCCAGGUUUGUCCUAAGGAGAAGAGAAAACAAUAUUUAAAACGUUAUUUGGCAAAAGGAGGUAGAUUGUGUGCUGCCUGUCCUUGUUCUGACUCUGAUUUUCUGGCUCUGACACAGAUUCUUCUACAAAUGUAGAGUUUGUAGAUAUCAUACUAGUAGUGAGUGUCCUAAAAUACUGUACUUGAGUUUAAAAUUUUACUGCUCCAGAGGCACCAGAAAUCUGCCUGACAAUGUGACAAAAACAAAGUUCCUCCGUUUUCAGAUAAAUUAAACAUCAAAACAAAUCUAUCCGUCUGCUGGCCACAUGGACUUGCCCGCCCGUCACAGCUGUCUUUAGAGCACUAUUUCUGUCCUCUGCUCUCUCUCUCUCUCAGUGUUUCUUUCUCUCUCUGUUUGAGUGAUUAAUGAGCGCUAACAUCAGCACCUCUGCUCCUCACUCAGAUUCUUGAAAGCUCUUUGUCAUCAAAUCCUCUCCUCUGCAUCCCUGCUACAUCUUUCGUAACACCCCCUCUUACCCCCAUCCUUAAGCCCCUCUCUCUCUCUCUCUCUCUCUUUCUUAAGGUGAGAGGUGAGGACCUAUACACAAGUGAUUACAUCGCCCCACUUGUGUGUACGUGUGUGUGUGAGAGAGAGAGAUAUCAAGGCCACAUUUCACUGUCAGCAUGUCCGCGUACGUGUGCUGCUGUCGGUGUAUUUUCAUGAUGCUGACGUAGGAUGUGAUGCUUCAUCGUUGCCCAUCAUUCCUCUCCUGUACUGCAGUCAGCACUUAAGUCCAGCUCCUCAGUGAUGAACUGACCCUGAUUGGAUACUGAUUUUCCUUUAAACGGGGCGUUCAAGUUCAUAACUUAACCUCUUAUUAAGUCAGAUGUCUGUGUUACAUCCUCAGCCUCCCACGAUGUCUAUCUCGCAGUCUCUCUAUCAAUCACACACACGGGAAUAAAUCAGUGUGUGUGCUGCCUGGCUGGUCGAUUUAACCACCCCCCUGCAAAAGAAAGAAAAAUAAUCUAUUAAUUACUUGAUUAGAUGCUCUGUGUAUUUGUGAAAUCAUUAAAGUUUUCCGUCUGGCUGGGCCCCUUAUCAGCGUUUCUAACAAUAGAUUUGAGAAACAGUAGAGCAUGACUUCAUAACAAACCAAUUUAUGAUAAGCCAAGAAAGUGUGUGUGACAGUUCAUUUGUAUCGCAACACACGGCGCAGACUAUAACUGUCUGCUGCUAAUAUUUAUUUUCAUUCAUAACCACUUUUUUGGCCAAUUAAUUUUUAGAUUCAGGUAUUAUACAGAUGCAUAUAAAGUGCAUGUUUGCUGAGGUGUUCCUCAGGGCUCUGUGUUUGGUCCCCACAGGAAAGGAAAAGGAAGUGGUGACUGUCCAUCCAAGGGCCAUGUUCAUCCCAAAGGACGGGUGGACGUUUCUCUCUGCAGGUAGGUUGGUUGUUGGUUUUGGUUGUAUGCUAGCUUAACAAACGGAGCCUACGUUCAUCUUUAUCAGCAUUUUCCAAACCUCACUAUAGGGCUGCACGAUAUAUCGUUGAGCAUCGUCGUCACGAUCUACGUGUGCGUGAUAGUCACAUUGCUGAGCUUGCGAUGUUGGAGGCGAAUUAACUCAUCUAAUUUCAAGGGUAACUGACUGAGAUCCACUGCAUGUGACUCUGCAUGUGUUGUGCAGCGAUCCACCAAUCACAUUCAAUCUUUACUCAGUUGCCAAUCAGACUACCCUGCCAGCCGUCAAUCAAAAUCAGAGAGGAGGAAACCGACCCCUGCACAUGGACCAAGUGGCGCUGCCGGUGUUGUGCCAAGAAAUGGGUGUCUCUUGAGAAUUACUUACUGAACAUUACUCAUCACUGUUUAGCCCCACAAAUUAGAAUUGUAUGGGUUUUAAAUUAUAUAUCUCCGUGGACCACUCUACUACAAGCAGUGCGCAUUUUGCGAGGUGCAUGCGUUUCUCGGCACAACACCGGUAACAACAACAAAAUUGCUAAAUGAGCGACGAACAAGAGAAAACCACCGAAAAUGAAGACUUGUUGCCAAAAAGAAAAGGAAAGUCAGUAAUCUUUAAUUAUUUCGGUUACAAGAAGGAUGAUAUCAACCAAACACGUGUUCUGUGUCCGCAGUGCCGUUCAUUUGUUGCCACAAUAACGUCCCAGCACAAUAAAAACAAGCUAAAAAUAUCUCUAAGACAGUCAGAAGCCGUUCUACUAACAUUCACAAAAAGAGGUAAGAUCAGUGCAGGUUAACCGUCCUCAAGAUUUCAGCAUAAAGUGAUAUUCAGGUCAUCUGGUGAAAAUUCGCAAUAUACGUCGCAGGGUUGAAAAAAAAUUGCAACAUUAGUUUUUUUCUAAUAUCUUGCAGCCUUACCUCACUAUGCUACAAAAUGCCAUCUAUCAUCUGUGCUUGCUUACACCUGGGUAGUCGAGCAUUACAGCGCUGAGGCCUGCAGCUUAGUCGUGACAUUUAACUGGCAUUUGAGGCCUAAAUUAAUGAAAAUAUUGACUCAUUAUGAUCUACUUGUAAUUCCACUGGUGCAUAUUAGCAAGGAUGACAAUGUUUAAUCUUGACAGAAGCAAAAGCAUACAUCUCAAAGUCUGACGUCUAGAGUGACACUGUUUUGCUGAUGAUGCUACCUCAGAUGCUGGCUCAGACCCCCACCAUUGCUCUCCAGUGGCGAGGCGCAUCAGUCCCUCCGUUUAAAUCAGACCGUGGACGUCAGUGUUUCAAUACAAACGAGUUGAACAAGUUUAUGACUCAGCAGUAAUUCACUGCUCAGGCAUGUUGCUGCAUUUACUGCUGACCCAGCCACUAACUAACCUAAGGGAGCGGAAAGUUGUUUUACUGCGACAUUAUUUCUUUCUUUAUGGUUCAGCCUUGUGGAAAAACAGCAGCAGUUAUUAAAAGGGAAAAAGUAUUAUGACAGAAGAGACGAUUUCCAGAGUUUGUAACCGUGAACUCACGCUGACCUUACCAAGCUCAGCUGGCAUCAUCCAGUCCCUUCAGGGUGUUAGCUAGUGGAUGCUGUGCAGACUAAGGGCAGCGCCUGGCUUUGUGUGAGGGACGCUCCGUGUCUGCUGGACCUGACAGUGUGACAUACACUUACAUAAGCAGGCAGAUAAAGCCGGGUUAGCAGGAGGACAGCAGCGGGAUAAGAGCCAGGAACCCACAUUUACGCACAAAGUGGCAGCUCACAAACCAGCACACGCCCACACCGACACACACACGCGCUCGUGUGCUCGGGCCAGGUUGCCAUGGAAACAACCCCUCAUAGGGAGUCUUCGCCCAGUCACCCCCUUCAUGUCCUACGAUGUCCUUCCCGAACUGGAACAGCAGCUGUGCGUGCGUGAGGGUUUCGACCACUAUCACUUUGCCGUGUCCUCAGGAAAAGUUCAACGGGGAGGCACGUCAGAAUCUCUCAGUCUCCAAAAGCCCCUGUGUGGGGUUGUGUGUGGGUUUUUACGCACUUUUUGUCUUGAGUGUGUUUUUGCAUCGAUCCCACCCUCCAAACCGUGGCUUCAUAAAAAGGAAAUUGGACGGCUACCCAACGAAGAAAAAGAGCGCGCUAUUUUUAACGCGCUUGUCCUCAAGCGACCCGCGGGCUCCCUAUGUUUGGAUGCAUUUUUGUUUAUAUUUGCAAUUAUCAACUCGGUUCUUCUUCUUCUGCUGUUAGAUGUCUGCUGGGUGUGUGGGCUGGAGCUGACAGAGGAAAAAGAGAGGCCUGCCAAAAUGAGAACAAAGACUGGCGUAAUUCCCUCAUCAGGCUGCUAGUUUUAACUCAGUCUGUCCAUUUUGUCUAUUUUUCUCAUCAGUAGUCCAUAAAAAAAAUAUAAUGUAGGCAGCUAAAUGCAGUCGCUGUGUACUCUACAAUGUUUAUACACUGACUGCAAGCUGCAAAAAUGACUUUUAAUAAUGUGUACGUCUACCAAGAGGCAGCCAAAAAAAAAAGCAGUUCCUCACAAGUCACAAAAGUCAACGAGACUCCAUUUACAUCCAUGUUAAGAUAGUAAAAAAAAAUUCUUGGAGAGAUCAUUUCCUGGUUUGCAGACGCUGUAUGGGGUGAAAUAUUUUAUAAAGUAUCCUUUUUUUUCGUUUUGCAUCGUAUGUCAUUAUUUGCCAGGAAACUGAGGACCCGCCUCGGUUCUGCCUCUUUACCUAUUUUAAGAUGAUUUAAAGUUACGCUGGGUCGGCGUUUCCAACACGCGCUCCAUGAUGUUUCCUUAGAAACCAGUGAGUGACGUCGCUGUGACCACAUCCAUCUUUGAUUAACGGCACAUAGUACAUAAUUGCCAAAUCAAGCGUGACGCAAAGGUGAUUUCAGGUCGAUGAAAUUGCCCUUAUUUGUGCUCUCAUUUGCAGCGGCGGUAGAAAGAUGGACGACAAAGCAAUUAUGGAGAUUGCUCUAUAAUAUAAAACUGAUUUAAGGCCAUUCAAAUCACCAACAGGGUGUCCGUGCAUUUACUAACCUGGACUUGUCCUUCCACUGUUGGUGAGUGUGGUACACACAUCUCUUAUGAGACAUUUCAGGAUCACCCUGAUGUACGCUGUUCAAUUCCGUCCCCCUAGAAGCUUCUUUAGACCAGCAGCCACAAUCCCCAGAGGACACUUCACAUGCUCAAUAUUCAGGUUUUAGUUGAGCUCCAACGCUUUCAUCUAUAACCUUCAUACUCCAGUCUGCACUGCAAAGCAUCACCGAGGGCUGUUCAGGGUGCUGUGGGUGGUGGCAUUAAAAAUGUAUGAGGCACGACUUAGUCUCCCAAAUCUGCUCAUAUGCUGUCCAAGGAACUGCGAGACAGAGCGCCAACUUAUUUAUUGUUUUUCUAUUCUGAAGGCGUAGAAGAUAUGACCCUGUACUGCCGGGGAAAUUGAAAGGGAGCAGGACUUUUGCACCUCGAAUUAGACAUUCAUUUUCUGGUCUUUGAGAUCUAAUCAACUCUGCGCACCGAGCAUUUUCAAAUGUGUCAUUAGAGCCACAACUUACAAAGGUUCCCCAUUACAAACGAAUAAUUAUUUUGUACAAAUGAAUGACGAAUAUUAAUCAGGAUCUAGCAGAGCCAGACAUUGCUCAUUUUGUUUGCAAACAAGCGUCGAAGUGUGACAAAUCAACAGCUAUUCCAAUUACAAUUUCAAAUUAAGCCAUUUGUGUGUUUUCUGAGCGAGGUUUAGCACCCUGAAAUCUAUACUGGAUCAGGUCCAAAGGGGGAAUCAGGACCAGAGGAGCGCACAUUACCUGGUCCAGCAUCUCUAUCUGUAAACUCCUGGCUCUGCGGUUUUAGUACAGGGUCAUAAAUAGAUCUGAGCUGGUCCUGUUUUAUGGGCUAGCUUACUGUACGUCAGACUUAUUUCUGUUCGGAUCAAUACAAGGAUUCAUUGUGGAUUUUUCCUCCCAACCAUCUCUAUUAAAGAGCACCUACACGUACUCUUUCAGUAUCACACAUUAGCAUGCCAAUGAGUGUAACAUACAUUUUCUUUUUACAUCCGUCUCAGUCUAUUCCUGUCCCACACACAUACACUGAUUUAAACACUGUCGUCUGCACACACACACACACACACACACACUCACUCACACACUUUCUCAUCCUGGUCAGCAAUAUGUUUCUGAAGCUGGCGGCCAUGCUGGGAGGAAAUGUGAUCUGGCUCAUAAAACAUGGAUGGGAUGAUAUCUUUAGAAACUGCCUCCCUCACCUCAUCACAACCAAAAGCAGACGUCUUUAUUCCUCGGAUUGCUCGCCCCACCGUCACCCCCCCACUCCACCCCGUUUUUAUGCUUUUAUCCAUUUUGCCGCAGCCUCUCCUUUUUCCCUCCCUGCCCUCUUUAUCUUUUUUUAAAACAUGUGGCAGACCUGGGUUAAACGAUAAACUGGAUUUGUUUUUAUUGCCGUUGUGAAACUACAAGUCGGGGAACAUUUUUAGAUUAAAACCAUGAGAGACCACAGACACAUAAGGACCGUUCAGACUGAUUUUUAACAUUAUAAUCCCCUGAGGACACACUUGAUGAUUCAAUAAGACCGCUAGCCCACUUAUCAAACAUUUGUGGUCAUCUCCUGGUUGAUCAAUAAAGUUGUAAAAUGAUUGAAAGCUUUCUACCUGCUUUGACAAAUUAACAUCUCUGCAUGAUAUUUUCCCACAUAACUCCUCUCUCUCUCUCUCUCUCUCUCUCUCUCUCCACGUUUGCAGAGGCUUAUUGCAGCCGGUUGCUUCAUUCCAACUGAGUGAAUAUCCCUCCGUUUCCUCCAUCCAUUUUAAAUGGUUUUCCCCCUCCGCCUUUGGUGGGAUGUAAUUCGAUUUAAAAGCAGCUAAGCAGAGGGGAGAAUGUGUCUGGGUGAAAUGUGCUGCGUGGGUACGAGCGUGUAUCCGUGUUGACGUGCGACUACUUCUUGUGAGAUGUUUCAUUUUAGAUCUGCCAAGCUGACAAGAGAGCUGUAAAGCUGUCAGUGCAGGACCUGUCGCUGUAACACACUGUCACAGGAAGAGAGUGUAACUUCUGUCUCUUUGUCUCUUUAUAUGUGUAUUCACACCCGUCCCUGUAAACGCAGGUAUAAUCCAGUAUAAUGUGUGUUUAGAGAGAACAGACACUCAUGCUACUGUCAGCAUUUGUUGCCCCUGGUUGUUGCUCUGUAUUAUUUCGGUGCCUUGGGCCAAUUUCUUGGACAGUUAGGUCUCAGACACAUUUUUAGUCAAGGUGAUGGUUUCACUGUCCGGAUUCUGUGACUAUCCUGCAACUAUCCAUCCCUGUUCAGCUCUCCACUGCGGAUACUCCUAUUAGAGUGUUAUAGCAGCAUUUAUAUGAUUCACAGUAAUGUGGUUUUCCUUAAUAACCCAGCAUCGCAUGGAGUUUUGCAGCAGCAACAUCAGCUUACUGUGAAUUGGCUGAGAAAAUUAGAUCUAAAUCCUGGCAGUUUCAACGUUAGUGAGAACAAAUUCUUGGAUUCGACAAAGCGUUCAGAGAAGAAUAUGAAGGCGAUAUCACAGAUGAAGAGAGAACAGUGGCAUGCUAGUGCUGACUAGGGCCCGACCAAUAUGGAUAUAUACCAAUUAUUAGGGGGGGAAAAAUCUGAUUACCGAUUAAUCGGCCGAUCUUUGGUACACUAAUGGACCGGAAAAGCGUUUUCAACUAGAGAAGUAGCUCGAUCACGUAAUGUGUACUGUUGUUUAUUCUACUGUUACUGGCACGGCUAACAGUGUAGCAAGGCUAAUAGCAGAUGGCUAACUCUAACUUUAGCUUGCAUAUUACAUGUUGCUUCACCGCUAACUCGGCGUGACCGAGACCAGCACAGUGGAGAACAUCGUGAAGUGGAUUAAACUGAAAGUUGUUGACUUAUUGUGUAUUUCACAAACUGGUUUAUUUACCGUUGAGGCGGACCACUCUCCUCCGUGCGUCCCUGAGCUGCCUGCUUCAGGUCUGUCACUCUGCUCUGCUGUGAGGUAGUUAGUGGAUGGAAGAUUGUCAUGAGGUCACUGCGCCAUCUACAGGAUAAGUCAGGGAACUUUUCAAAUGGUGGAACAUUUUCGAAGCGAAACCAAAUCUUAUUCUCUGCAUUUUAUUUCUGAAAAUAUCGGCGAGUUUUGGCUGAUUACGAUUAGUCUAAACGGGCUAAAAUUGGUCGAUUGGCCCGAGUGCUGACACCGGCAUACAUCCAUGCAUAUAUAGAAAACAGUACCAAACUUUGAGUGCAGGUCAGUUAGAAUUAAUUUGUGCUGCUCUUUUAGUGGGUUUUUUAAGACCUAAAAGGCAGAAGAAAUAUUAACACAAAAUAAAAAUAUUUUUUACACCUAAAGAAUUAAAGGCAGGGGUCACAAAGCCUAAACUUUUGGGAAACGAAUGAGAAGUGCUUCUCUGAGAGCAUUUUUUGUUGCUGUCUGGAAGUAUGUGUCACUGCUGUGGGAAAUUGUCAGGUUUUCCUUCCAGCUCAGGUACAAAUGAGUCUGAAAGCACAAAAUUGUUCGGCAUCAAUAGCAGACAUCACGCCUUUGAGAACCGACUCGAAAAAAGAGACGCCGAUUCUUUCCAGACCCAUCACUUUGCAGCAACACUGGGAGAGUCAUGGAGGAGGCAGAGAUACCAAUUUCCCCUCAGACGCCGACCUUUCCUUUUGUGCCAGGAGCUCGUUGCCUUUCUGCCCUCGCCGUCACCAUUUGCUGUCGCUCUAUUCAUCAUCGUGUUCGAGUAAAACCCAAACUGAACUUCCAGAUUUGACCCGAACUCCCUUUGGGGAAACGUUUAAUGAAACUGAGGAUAAGAAAUCAAACGUUAAUGACUUUAAAUCACUUAGACAUUUUGCCCUAAACACAAACUAUCUACUGUCUGUGUGACACUUAUAGUAGUACCUCCACAAGAUGUGUUUUUGCACCAGGACUGUCAGCAUUGACUCAUUCAUUUGGAAUCUGACUAAUGUCUGACAUUGACACUUUAAUUGCAGGCUAGUUUGUCACUGUCCACUUACUGUAUCCAAGUGAAGCCGGCGCAGAGUCUUUCAAUGUUCAGCUAAGUUUAGCAAAAAGGGCCAGAUCCAAAAAAAAAGGAGUGCCCUUGUUGUCUAGAUCUACCAAAUCUGCUUGUGGCAUCUGUAGAGCAACAAAUCCAACAUGUUUAUUUUCUUUGUGUUGCUUACAAAUUAAAAGAAAGUGAGGAAGUUUAUAACUCUUAGUUUUUAAAGGUUAUAUGUUAAACUGUUUCCAGUAAAUUCCUGAAGAAAUGCCGAUGUUGGUGUGUGUGUUUGUGUGUGUUAGACUUCUGCCAGGUGGAGCUGCGUCUGCUGGCUCACCUCUCCUCUGACCCUGAGCUGCUCCGCAUUUUUAUCAACCCUCAGGCCGACGUCUUCACCAUGCUGGCCUCUCAGUGGUAUGUCUCUCAUUCCCACACGGACAGACGAACACUGACUUACACUCAUGAGGUCUCCCCUCAUCUCCUCAGUCAAGGUGAGCGUUGAUACUCGUCAGGGAUUCUCAGUACCCGUUCCCUCCUGACAGCCGGUUUCCACACUUCAAACACUAAUGACCUUGUUUCAAUGACUUCCACACAGACUGUCUAAUGUUUUUAUCGCCCCCUCUGGGCUUUUGAUUACAUAUGAGUCUUUUUUAAGUUGUGUGUACAUUGGUGUGUGUUUUACCUUUACUCCUGUCAUCCAUCUCAGCCGAUUGUGUAGCAGGGGGGCAGCCGGUUAAAGAGAUUACCUGGGCCCACAGAUCAUAUUAACAGCUCUACCGCGGCUUUACAUACAUUAAGUGUCUUAGAUGAUCCCUCUUUCACCUUUAAACAAAUUAACCCGUGUCACAGCUGCUCUUUUUAGGUAACAGCAGAGUACUCAGCUCUCUCGAACCUUCUGUUUCCCUCUCUUUCCUUCUGUCUCUUUGUCGAAGCAGCUUUAGCCUUUUUCUUGCCCUCUACGUCCUCACUCUGAAAUGUUAAUUUCACAGCUUACACUUCCCUCUGCUCACAUCAUCGUUCCAGACUCUUCAUUCUUUGACUUGUAGCCACAAAAAUCUUUUUUUUUUCUUGGAUUCGUCGUCAUGAAACUGAGAGAAGUCUCCUUUUCUCACCUUAAAAACAACAGAAAUUGUCCUGUUAUAUAUUUUACACAUAUUUACUAAUCCAAACACUCAACUCAACUCAACUCAACUCAACUUUAUUUGUAGAGCACUUUAAAACAACCACAGCUCCACAAAGUGCUGUACAUAACUAGACAAAACAACAAGAUAAAAAAACAAUCAAGAAACAAUAAAAACAAUGGAUAAAAUAAAAGCAGAAUUAAAAGUAAAAUAUAGCUUCAAUGUUUUUUAAAAACUAAUUUAAAAACAUAGAAACAAAUAACUAAAAACAAACCAUAAAACACUAAAACAGGAGCUGAGUCUCAUGCAGGGUUAAAAGCCAAUGAAUAAAAAUGGGUUUUAAGAUGAGUUUUAAAAAUGGACAGUGUGGGGGCUUGUCUAACACAGUUUAGUUUAGUUUAGUUUAGUUUAUUAUAGAUCCCCAUGAGUCUACACCGCAGUGGAGCCUAUUCUUCCUGGGGUCCAGGCAAAAAACAUCACACAAUCACAAAACAAAUCAUACAAUGCAGUACAGCAUAAUCAAUAAUAAAAUUUUGUAAUACAAAAAUGGCAAAAAAAAAACCCCAAUAACUUAGAGUUUACAUAAUAAUGUUCAUACCAAAGAUAAAAAAGAGCAAUAUAAGAAUAGAUAUAUAUUUUUUAGCAAAAAUAAAACAAAGAACCAAUGGCCUACAAUAUACACAUUAGUGUACCAAAGACAAACAAUAUUCUUAAGUGAUGAAAAAGUACCAUAAUGAGUAAAAUAUGACAUAAAGUACAUACAAAAUCAAUAUAAUAUCAAUAUAAAAACGAUAACCAGAAACAAAAAAAUAAACAAAAGAAGAUAAAUGAACCAGUUCAUGACCUACAGAUUGAACUGGACAAAUAAUCCACCCAAGCAAUGAUACAGUGGUCUUGAUUUGACACUUAGAAUCUCUCUGUUUUGUAUCCAAAGGUGAGUAAAAAGUCCUCAAAAGUCUCUGUGUCCGUGGUGGUGUAUUGCUCCCCAAAAGGAGCCUGCAGAGACCUUGCGUGCUGCUGCAGCUCCCCCCCUGCCCAAGCUGUGCACAGUUGGUUCAUAUUAAAGCAUGCUUUAAACCACGCUGAUAGCUGAAUGCAAUACAAGACCAUUUGCUGUUUAGCUCUACCUGAUGGAAAACAAGAAAAGCAUACAUAAGCACAUUCUUUACAGUCAACUACUCAAUACCUGAUUGAUUGUAACAUCCCUUGUGCAGCAUUCAGCCUAUGGAACCAGAUAGGAUCAGACCACAGUGGGUAAAUGCCUCUCCAGCAGAGGGCAAUAAAAAUCCAGCGUGGAUGACCUUCCGAGCCAAAGUCAGAGCUGAGGAAAGUUUCACCUCUGUUGGGGGGUUAUAAGGUACACAUCAGGAGAACACGUCUGCAUGUGCCUGUGUGUUUGUGUGAGAGACAGACUGUUAAAACAAGAGAGGCAUUUAAAGAAUAAUUACUUCAAAUUUCAAAGUCGUUAUCUUGAGGCUGCGGGCAUCAAGACGUCUGACCUCAUGAAACUCUGGAGUCUCUCCGCACUGAUCAGCAGUGGCAGCUCCCUGUCAGCCCCUCCAGAAAUGCCACUUUGCAGACGUGUCAUCCCACCCAGUCUGAUCCCCAGUACCACCGCUGUCUUCAAGACACGUUACAUAACAGUCUGCCCAUUGCUGCCUUUCUUUUCCUUUAUACGCUUGUCUCUUCACUUAAGUCCCCCGGUCUCUCUGUACUUCAUGUCCUUUUAACCUCUGUAUCACAUUCUGUCUUGCCUUUUUUUAUCGCUGGUGUCCCAGGGGGAUUCUUCUGCUUUCCUCUUCUUUUUUUUUUUAUAUAAAGUAAUUUCACAUGAAGUUCCCAGUAAAACCCUUCUAACUCCUUAGUUCUCUCUGUAACUCCUAAGAAAUCCCAAACCUCUGAUUACCCAACAUUAGCUCAUUUAUAACGCCCUCUGAUCACUCCCUAAUAAAUCAGAGAUGACUUUUUGUUAACUGUCUAGUAUAUCACAAAAUCAACCUUCUGCUCCCUCCCUUAUAAUCAACUCAGGGCAGAAAGACAAAGAAAAACAAUCUUAAUUUAGGCAGAAUCCUCAGACAGAGUGUCACACUAAGUGGACAGCCAUCUGCCUCAACUUAUUCACUGAUAGACAGAGAAAGUCAACAACACAAGGGGAGUGAAAAACAACUCAAAAUGCUGCUUACUGCGGCAUUUACAGCUGACAUCAAAUUCAUUAUAACAGGCAGAAACCCCAAACACUAGAGUCUUGGUUGACUGCUAUCUGCCUCAAUCUGUUGGGCUUGGAGAAAACAUUAGACGGGCACUUUUAUUGACAUUAAACGGUAUAGUUUUUUUACAGUGGAGACUCACUAACCAGGAACCUUUGCAAAUUUGCUGUGUAGACUCACACUUUUCAUCUUUGUCCCUCAGGAAGGGGGUAAGUGAGGGUGAGGUGACGUCUGAGGAUCGAGAACAUGCCAAACGCGUCGUCUACUCUGUUGUGUACGGGGCAGGUGAGUACGACAUAUAAACACACACACAUUCACACCUACAAAGGGAUUGCUAAGAUUGAGCAGUAAUAUGUAAUAAUUGAUUGAAGAUAUGAUACAACUUGUCAGCGGUUUGCGGGACGAUUGAUCAGUAUUGUUUCAAAAUGACAAUCAAUCAAUACUUUAUUGACUGAUAUGUGCUUCUCUGUAUGUAAUUGGCUGAUGUUUUUUUUUUUUAAAUGAUCUCAUUAGCUUGUUUAUCCACAGAUAAACAUAUCAUAUCUUAUCUCAUCUCUUCUCAUCUUAUCAUAUAAUAUCUCAUCGUAUCAUAGUGUUAUGUAUCCUAUCACUUCAUAUCGUAUCUAAUCUUAUCUUAUCAUAUUCUUUUGUAUCGUUUCAUAUUGUAUCUUUUUUUAUAGUAUGUCAUCUCUUCUGAUCUUAUCAUAUCUCAUCUCAUCAUAUCAUAUCAGAUCACAGUGUUAUGUGUCCUUUCGCGUCAUAUCGUAUCUAAUCUUAUCAUAUUUCAUCUCUUCUUAUCUCAUCAUAUCAUAUCUCAUCGUAUCAAAGUGCUGUGUCCUAUCGCUUCAAAUCAUAUCUAAUCUUAUUGUAUCAUAUUGUUUCGUAUAGUUUCAUAUCAUAUCUUAUCUUAUAGUAUCUCAUCUCUUUGUAUCUCAUAUCUCAUCUCUUCUCAUUUCAUCAUAUCAUAUCUCAUUGAUCAUAGCGUUGUGUAUCCUUUUGCUUCAUAUCAUAUCUAAUCUCUUCUUAUCAUAUCAUAUCAUUUUGUAUCGUUUCAUAUCGUAUCUUAUCUUAUCAUAUCUUAUCUCUUCUCAUCUCAUCAUAUCAUAGUGUUAUGUAUCCUAUCACUUCAUAAUGUAUCUAAUCUUAUCUUAUCUUAUCAUUUUGUAUCAUUUCAUAUCGUAUCUCAUCUCAAAGUAUGUAAUCUCUUCUUAUCUUAUCAUAUCUCAUCUCUUCUCAUCUCAUUGUAUCAUAGCUCAUCAUAUCAUAGUGUUAUGUAUCCUAUCGCUUCAUAUCGUAUAUAAUCUUAUCUUACCGUAUAAAAUUAUUUCGUAUCGUUUCAUAUCGUAUCUUAUUUUAUCAUAUCUCAUCUCCUCUCAUCGUAUCAUAUCUCAUCAUACCAUGGUGUUAUUUAUCCUAUCGCUUCAUAUCCUAUAUAAUCUUAUCGUAUCAUAUCAUUUCGUAUCAUUUUAUAUAUGUUUCUCAUCUUAUAUCAUCUUUUCUCUUCUUAUCUUAUCGUAUCUCAUCUCUUCUCAUCACAUUGUAUUGUUUUGUAUCAUAUUGUUGCAUAUUGCACAGUCUUGUAGCUUAGUUUAGUACUUGGUUUUGGAUCCUUUUAAGUUAUAAUAUCCUACUCUUUCAUACCAUACUAUGUUGCUUUGUGUUGUAUUAUACCGUCUCCAGUUGCAGUGUUGUCUCGUGUCUUAUUGGACCUAUAAAGUGACUUAUUUUGUUAGAGGAUAGAUCUGUGAGUAGAGCAGAGAUGAGAAAAGGAGGAGAUAAGAGAUUGCUGAACCGUAGAACUGUCAUCUUGAGCGGGAAUGUAGGUUAUCCACGUAACACAAAAAUGCCAGCGAUCCCUACAGGGACAUCACUGUUUUCCAAGUUUCUUUCAUGUUGUGGAUCGCAUUCCAGAGCGAUGGGGCAGGAGAAGUUAAAAAUAGAGAGAGAGGGGGGAGAUGAAUGUAUAAAACACCCCUGUGGCCCAUAAAGAGCCUUGUCUGUGUCACUUGUGACCUAUUUCUAGUCCACACACAUGUGCAUGCUCUUUUGAAUACACACAAGCACUCACACAUGACCAGAACGAGUGUGAGUGGAGGUGGAAGAUAUCGGGGCCAGCCAAUCAUGGGCAUUGCUUUAACAUUAAACGGACACGAACAAAAGCCGAGCGUGUUUACGUUUGCAUUUGUGCUCUCACCUGUGCGGUGAAGGCGUGUUUUACAGUCGACCUGCACUCUUCAUUAGGUUUUAUUGCUGGUGACCAAUUUAAAGGCUUAUGUAGAGCGACUGUUUUUUUCCAUAUGCUAACACAAAGCAGCAUUAGCUUCUGUAGGGCUGUGGUGUCAAACAGCCACAGAGUUGAUGAGAUACAGACUUCUUAUAAACGGCUUAUUUUCAAUUGAACGCUAACCCCCUACGUCUAGCUUACCUGUCGUACAUGACACCUGUAAAUUUAAAUGUAGGCCAGUUUAAAACAACGUAAUUGGGCAAAUGCAAUCAGAGCAACAGGGACAACUUUAAAACUGAAUAGUUGUGGAUGAUGUACAUUUAUCGGUUUUGUAUCAAAUAGUCAUUCUCAGACAAAAUUAGCCUAGCCUCCAUAGCUAAAGGUAGAUUCUGCUGUUUUUAUCCAUGUGUGAAGAAACCAGGGCUUGAAGAACUCCGGCACAGUGCCGGAAAUCCGGCUCGGGAUUUUUUUUUUCUAAAUCGUGUCAAAAAAAAGAGAGAAAAAAAAUCCCUAGUUAGUUAAAUCUGAAUAUGACCCGUAGAGAACAGCAUUACGCUGGAUAGCAUGCAUCCUGCCGGAGAAGAAGAAGAAGAAGAAGCGGAAGAAGAAAAAGACGCAUCAGCGAGCGUCAAACGGCAAAUUUCAAACGAUGGAUGCCGGGUACAUCAAUCCAGGAGAAGAAAUGGCGAUAUUGAAAGCUGGGCGCGGGUGAAAGAGGCUGAAAAAAAUGGAAAGCCUCAUGGUAGCUGGUGCCGAAAACUGAAAGAGCCAGGUGCUUGUUUUUGUUUCGUGCGUUGGAAGCUUAUAAAUGGCAGCAGUGGGAAAAAGUUUGUUAAAGUUGGAAAGAUAUUCACAGAUUAUGAGUUCCGGGAUCAAUAACUCUGAGACGAAAAAUUGUCUAAACACAAAUGAUGCCUCUUUCAUGUCGUAACAGCAUAAACAACUAGAUACAAGAAUCAAAAAACGAUUUGUUUUACAAGAACAAGCCGUUCUUCGAGCUGGAUGAAUAAUACUGAUCUCUAUGCACAGCCGGUAGCCAGGCGAGUGCGCAGGGAUCAUCUGCAAAUUACGAUAAAAGAGCAAGACGCUGCAAACAAAAACCAAUAGCUCCACUGUUAUACAGUAGAGACCCCAAAAUCACCACAUACACCAAGGGACUCUUCGUACUACAACAGCUGUUUCAGGAAAAUGUACCUUUUUAUAAUUUUGGUUAAUUUUUAUAAUAAACGUGUUUCAUUGUAGUGACGGGAGUCUUCUUACUUGAUAAAGUUUGCGUCCCUCUCAAAACAGAAAAUGCGGCUCCUGUUUCUUUAUUUUGUCAUGAUCCUAAACGUAAACACGAUACAUGACCACACAGUAGAUUAACUGUUCUCUCUAAACAGAACAUCUUGAUGAAACAGAAAACAUGUUUAACCAAUCAGGGGGGAACCUAAAGCGCAUGGUUUGCAUCAGAUUCUGCAGGGAGCAAGGCCAGCUGCCGUCCCUCGCUCCUGACUGGGUGUGCUGAGACUGAAUCUUGACGCUCUCGACGUGAUCACAGAGCACCAUGUGGUUUUUUUAAACUCUUGAAGGAGUCUCAAAAACAAGCAUUAGCUCACAAACACACACUGAUGAAUGAUUCAGUUCUUUGGAAAUCAAUAAACAGGAACAGCCAAAUGUGUAAAAGCCAUUCAUUUGAGACUCGUAGAGGAGCGCAGGAUGCAAUUUAGAAAGCAAAAGGUCAGAGCUACAAAAUGCAGGAAAAAUAUGGAGAUGUAAAAGAGCGCAACACAGUGGAAGCAGAUGUAGAAAAUGUGGGCUAGAGGCGAAGAAGAGGAAAAACGGGGGAGGUGUCGGAGGGGAGUAAUGUAGGGGAAAGGGGAAGAGAGGAGAAGUGGGGUGGGGCAGAGGGAGAGAAAAGCGAGGGAGAAGAGUAAUGGAAGGAGGUCCUGAUCGUCACAGACAGACGGAUCUCAGUGGAAAGGAUGCGUAGCCAUGGAUACCAAAUACUAAAAGGAAGCUCUCUCCUGCAAGACAAUAAUCAGGGCAGGGAGGAGGGGCAGAGCGGCGCACACACUCACUCGCACACACUCCCACACACACAAUCAUACAUAAACACAAAUGGGUCAACUUAUAUAGAGGGUCAGGGGAAGUAGCAAGGCUGAGGUGAAAGCUGGGGAAUACACUCUUUCUAACUGAUGAAUCAAAUCUGGUCUACUUUGGACUUCAUACUAUAUUACAGACACUCAUUUAACAGUUAGUGGAUAUUUUUAAUCCAUUUAGACUCAGGGCCAAGAAAAAAACAUCCUCUAAAACCUGGUUAUUGUUCGAAAAUGAAAAGUGAAUGCCUCUCUAGAAUUAUCAAAAAAAAAAAAAAAAGAUUAAAAUGUAAAAAUAAUUUUAGUAGAUUUAUAUGAACAUAGAAGUGAUUUAAGUUUUUCUUGCAUUAUUUUGGAUUAUACAAUUUAGAUUUCCAAUAAUUUUUUAUGGAAUAAAUCUGAAGAAAUUAUUAUUAUUUUUUUUUGUUAUGAUUAUUAUUAUUUUUUUGUUAUCAUCAUUAUUAUUAUUAUUAUUAUUGCUGUUGUUGUUGUUAAUAUUAUUAUUGUUGUUGUUAAUAUUAUUAUUUUUAUUAUUGUUGUUGUUGUUAAUACUAUUAUUAUUAUAAUUUAGUACUAUUAUUAUUAUCACUUUUUGUUAUUAUUUUUUACUAUUUUUAUUUGUAGUAUUAUUAUUAUCAUUAUUAUUAUUAUUAUUAUUAUUAUGUUUACUACUAUUAUUAUUAUCACUGAUCACUGAAUAUUUCUAAUUUCCAUACUUGCUAUUACAGCAUGAGAAACAUGUCAUUCCUGCUUCUGUUAUUAAGUAAUUCAUUGUUCUUCAUUUUGAAAAUUGUAACACCUAAAAUCUGCCCACUGUUUAAUCACCUUUAACAGUCUUGCUGAAAUAAGACAUAAUUUAAUAUAUUUAAAAAAACAUUCAUGGGGUUGUAGUAGCAGGAAAAAGAUGAAAAAGACUCAAAUAAGAGGUCAGAAAAGUCCAAGCAAAGUAGUCUGGGUCAGAGUGUCCUCAGUAGGUUAAAGGUCUCUGAACUGACCCCAUUCAACAGGAAUGCGGAGCUGCAAACACACAGGAGCACACUCACACGAUACACACAUGACACACUCAGAGUGUGUGAGUGAGCAUCGUCUUCACUGUAACUUUGGUCACGUAACGAAGAACACCGCUGAAAGGCCUGACACAUUUCAUCAGUGAUGUGUCAGCUCUGAUGAUUUCAAACAUGUCUGACUCUGGGGCUGACCUUCCAGAAUAAAGGGUCAUUCUGAAUAUUUAUAUCACCAUUAAAAAACACACACACACACGCAAAUACAGCAUCAUAUUUCCUUUUAUUCUCUGUAUAGGAGGUGUAGGACUUUUUAACCACAACUACUGUCCCCCAUCUAUCCCACCACAACCUCCACCUCUGGGGCUGCCGUGACAUUACUCAUCACUAACCACACAUGGACACGCCCCUUAUGGCUCAGAACCGCAAACACACAUACACACUCCAGCUGUGGCGCCCAUUAGCUCACCCUCUCCACUGCUCCAUCGAUCUCCUCCUCACCUUUUAACCUCCUCCUCUGUACUCCUGCUACACACUUUAAACCUUACACGCCCACAGAGGCUCCGUCCUCUUCCCUUAAUCUUCAUUUUUCACACACGUACUCACCUUGCAGUCCUUCCCUCUAUCCUUUUAUCUUGUCCUCUUCUAUCUAUCACCCUUCACUUGGCUCUACUUUUAUCCCUUAAUUUUUUACCCUCGAGUCCUGGCUGCCCUCUCUUCACUCUCCUCUUACGUUCCUGGCGCCUGCCUCCACCAUCACUCCUCAAACUCUUCAAUCUGUCAUCAUAAAGGCAGUUUGACCCCUGUUUUGAUUUACUUAUCGGCUCAAGGCGUUGGGCAGGUAAGACCUUAACAUCCUAGACCUUGUUGUAGAGGAUCAACAUGUACUCGGUAAAACAAUGCGCAGAAGACAGGAUGAGAUCUGAAGAGUCUUGUCUUUAUUGGACAAUCAGUACAAGUGACAAACAGAGUCUGGACCAAACCAAAGGAGAGAAAUACAUAUGUGUUACUGUGUGGAACAGCUGUGUGCCUCUUAUGUGUGUGUUUGUGUGUGUAUGCAUGAGUCUCCUAGGUGUGUGUGUAAGUGCAUGCUUUACCCGUCAUGUACCAAAUCACCGGGGGAUCAUCCAAGGAAAUGUCUCGGUGUUGUGAAAUUCACCAGUUGUUCAGAUUUCUCCUGAAUUUAUUAGAAACUAUCUCUAAAUGUUUUGGCAACCAAAUAAGUUUUGGUCCUGGCAAAGCAACCUUGGUUGUGCAACCAGGCCAAACCCAACAUAUUUAUGAAUUCUUAAACUCCCACUAUGAUCAUUUUAUUGAUGACUUAAAGUGUUCUCUGGUCUUUCAAUUGUGAUUAUGUAGUUUUUACCAAAAAUCAUGUUACCUGUGUCAUUUUUAAGGGCUUCUCUUCUGCGGAGCUCCAGUAGAUAAUUAGCAAUUCGCCUCUGAGUCGUACAUUGCCAGUGUAGUAGAAGUGGCAGGUAACAUAGAAGCGAUUCGGCUCUCGGACACUAAUGUCUUUAGGGACACAAUGAGAGCUAAUGUCAUAAUUAGCUUUCUUACGAGCAUUGCAAUCCGCUAACGCACACACUUGUUCCACGAUCGUCCUUUCUACUUUCCUUGCGUGGCCUGCAUAGCGGGGUUUCAGGGGCGGAGCUUGGAUUGGUUACAUAUGAAAUCUCACUGAAGAAAUACUCAGAAAAGCAAUUUCGCAUUUAGUUUUCUCAUGAAAUGUCCUGUAGCAUCAGAAAAAUGCCAUAUGAACAUAUGAAAAACAAGAAAAUCAUGAUUUUUAUUGGAGUAGGUCUUUAAUAAAUGAUAAUCACAUAUACAUACCUUUACCUUAACGUAUAGAGUCCACUACAACCUUCAUAAAAGUGGAUGAUCUCAAAUUCAGGCUUUUAUUUCUAAAAGUUUAAUAAUUAGCUGUUUUUUUCACUUAUUUGUUUUGCAUGUCAUGUAGAAAAUGUGCAACAUGUUACUGGAGUUUGUGCCUUUUUUGGAGUGUGGGGAUUGUCUGAAGUUUGGUCUUACUCGUAUGCACCUGAGAUAUCUCCCUUACGAUAUCUGCAUGGCACUGACAUCCUUAAUCUGUCCCUAGUAGCAGGCUGCAUCCUCGAACAACCGUUCAUAAACAGUUUGCUGUUUCACUGCAGGUCGGGAGCGUCUGUCCGGGAUCCUCGGGGUGAGUGCAGAACAAGCCAGCAGAUUCCAGGACAGCUUCCUCCAGACCUACAGAGAAGUCCAAACCUUUAUCCAGAGGACCAUCCAGCAGUGCCACAAACAAGGUCUGUGUGAGUUUACCUAACACAGCUAUUGUAGAAGUGUCGAGCCCAGGACCAAGGUCACAGUUCCACCGCAGGGAAGUGAGGUAAAGGAUUUCAUGAAGCAGUCAAAUGUCCUCACACCGUAUCACAGUUUUGACGUACACUUCGUGGUUUGAAUUUCUAAUGCUCUCACACAUACGCCCACGCUCCCGGUGGAUCUGUGUGUGUUUGGCCGAGGAAGAGGAAGAUGUGCUUGCAUUGGCAGGAAUGAGACAAACUGCCGUGGGUCAAUACUUGAGGCGGACGAGGUGGAUGGAAGGGGGGGGGUGGGGGGUAGCUGGUGGUUCAGAUGGGACACGCUAUUUAUAUACGGCCUGAACUGCCAACACAGCACACCUGAGACUUCAACACGCUUACAUAAAAUAGUGUAAAGUCUGCACUUUAACCCUCACUGCACACAGUACAUGGACCCAGAUCUGACAGGCGGAGAGAUGAGGUCAGUCCGAGCCACAACGACAGAGACUAGCAGAAACUGUUCGGAGACAUGCAGAUUCAGUUUUUAUUUGGUAUCAGGACCCGGUUCCUAUAAAGAGACCCUGUAGAGCAGAAACUCAGAUCACUUAAAGACUGAUGAAUGAGGAGAAAGUGGAGGAAUGUCGCCAUGCGGUGAAGAGAUUAGUGUUGGAGGGGUUAGACCGCCUCACUUCAGCUGAGUCAGCAGCAUUAAAUAUGCAAAAUGCAUCAUUGAUACCUGCUUAUUUAUAGAAAAACCUUGUGAAAUUAAACUUAAAUUGAUAUUUAUUUUACUUGUUUCUCAUCUUUUAUGUUUAAUUCCUCAUCCAGGUACAGUAGAUUAUUGUGGCUCAACUUUUCUCCCUGUUUUCACCGUGUAUGAGCUGUAAAUCAAAACACAGUAACACCACAUGAUGACAGUGUUUUGAUUUCCCAGCGUGGGAAUCUGGUCCAUUGCGCCGAGUUAGCCCCCGUUCAAAACACAGAGGCCAGUGUCGAGUUCAGCCUUCAGCUCUCUUUAUUUAUUUUGUGUACCAAAUCGGCUAAUAAGUUAAGUAUGAACCAAUUACCGCUUAAUCAAAUAGUCUGAAAGAAAGAGCCUCUUAUACGAGCCCCGAACAUGCUGCUAUGUCAACUUUAACUUCUCUCUCAGGCUGUUUGUGCACGAAAAAGUAGGUCCUCUGUGACUUUAUCUUGUGUAACAGCUUUGUUUUGUGCUAAAUGCUUAAAACGAGGUCAGGGCAGGCGAUGCUUUCCCCGCCACCUUUGUAACAAACUCUGAACAGUCGUCACCCGCGGACAGGUGCUCCAUCACCCAUGAAACGCCGCGCCUCACCUCCCCCCCCCCUGAUGUCAGCUUCCUAAUCGAAGGGACAUAAUGGACUCGUCCCUCCAAAAACGCAGCCUGCAGAUCACUGUGGAAGCCUCCUCGCUCUCAGGGGGUAGAGUAAUGGUUGCGCCAAACAGUCGGCUUUAAUUCAGCUCAUCACCAUGGUGAUCCUCCCAUCGGAGACAGUGCAGGGAUUUAUCUGCCUGACUCGUCCCACUGUCUCUUUGUCUUGCUGUCCCUCAGUCCCUCUUUCUUUUUUGUCUCUGCUCCCUGUCUUUAAAUAUCCUCUUCCUUUCACUCUUCAACAUCUUUUUCUUCUUAACUCUCCAUAUUUCAUGUGAAAAUAUUUGGAUUAUCGAUCAAACAGCUGUCUAAUAUCCAGGGGAAUUUUACAGUUUCUCUUUAGAGUCAUCGGCCGUGACUCAGGGUGCAGAGAUUAAUCAGUGCCAGGGCUCCUUCUGCCCUUCUGCACUGAAUUUGGAGAUGAUCGGUGUGUGAUACAGCGAUAUUUAGCUCAGAUCUGCUGCAUGCUGGCAGGCUGAGCGGAGCUGAGGGGAACAGUGCCGGCUCAGCUGCUGUCAUAUUUGUUGGAAAAUGUGCUGGAAAGGGCAAAGUGAAGGUGAGGUCAGUAUCACAGCGUGGGCGUAACAGCGGAGAGAGGAGAUAAGAGAUAAAAGUCCAGAAAUGUAGCAGCAAAUACAACAAAGCUGACGAAGAAAAAACUAGAGUAUUUUGACCGUUUUUAUUCCACAUGCGAGGAUAAAUGACUUCUGGACUCUGAUACACGCUGUCUUUUUGUUUUGAAAUGAAAUAAAGCCACCUCACGGGGUAAGCCCGUCCUGUUGUGCAGACUUUUUUCAAAGCUCUCUGGAUGACAGAUUCACCUUCACUUGUAAAGACUGUCGCAGAUGAAAAAGAAAAGAAGAAGAAGAGGGAUUUUUAUUCCUUUGAGAGAAGCAACAGCAGGAAUCACAGACAGGAAAAAUCAGGCCAAGACGUCUGAAGGCCACAGCAAACACAUGGAAGCUUGGAUAAUCGUCGAUAUGUUGCCGCCCCGCUGCGCCAACACUCUCACUUAAACACAGCCCGGCUCUGAUGCCCUGUCAGAUUGAUCCGGGACACACUCCUGCUGGUUUUUUUCUGAUGUGGACUCCUGCAGACAGAGGAGCUGCUGCCACAGGCCUGUCAUUAAUAAAAAAGGGGAUUUGCUGUUUAGCUGCCGCUUCAGCCUCUUAUGCUCUGUCAUUGAUAAUAGCUCAUGUCAGCACAAAUGGCAGCAGAGCUCAGUGAUGAGAGCAGAUUCAAGUCAAACACUUCUCACAGACGAGUGAUGACAUUCAGAAAAUCAGAAUUAUGGUCUCUGAAAUGUCAACGAGGGAUUUCCAAUCGAAUCCAAACGUAUUUCAAAAAUACAGCUGCUCAUUUACUUAGGGGGUUAGACUUGCUGUACAGAGCUUUAGGCUGUGUUUGAAAUGAAUCACUCAAUCCCUAACCCCCAUGUGGGCUUUCACUAGGCUACUGCUCUUCAUGCCGGAAAAAGCGACCAGAAAAGCAUUUUCAACUGAAAAUGGCAAAUAGAGCUCAGGUUCUGUCUCUUCUUGCUCUCGUUGAAUUGCCGCUGGAGACGCAAUGCAAUUUAUCGAUUUACCGGUCGAUCUACAUGCCGACCCUCACCUAUGGUCAUGAACUUUGGGUAAUGACCGAUAGAACAAGAUCGCGGAUACAAGCGGCUGAUAUGGGUUUCCUCUGCAGUGUGGCCUGGCUCAGCCUUCGAGAUAGGGUAAGGAGCUCGGACACUAUGGAGGCGCUCAGAGUAGAACCGCUGCUCCUCCACGUCAAGAGGAGUCAGCUGAGGUGGCUUGGGCGUCUGGUUAGGAUGCCUUCUUGACGCCUCCCGUUAGAGGUGUUCCAGACAUGUCCCACAGGGAGGAAAUCGUGGCCGGCCCAGGACCAGGUGGAAGGAUUAUAUCUCUCACUUGGCCUGGAUACGCCUGGGAAUCCCCCCCGGAGGAGCUGGUGGAAGUGGCCGGGGUGAGGGCCGUCUGGGCUUCCCUCCUGAAGCUGCUGCCCCCACGACCCGGACCCGGGUGAAGCGGAAGAAAAUGAUGACAACGAUGACGACGCAAUGCAUGACAGGAUGUCCACCACCAUACAUUUUGCAAUGCUCUAUGGGAAAUUUUGAGUCACCUAUAUGGGGCAUUGGAAUUUACCACUCUGGCUUUGGACACCCCUCAAAAUGGCGCUAACCCCCGUAUAGUCGCCUCUAUAGACGUUAGGGAUCCAUUUCAGACACAGCCUUAAAUACAGAUUUUCUCAUCACACUCUUGAUGAAAUGGCGGCUGAUUGAACGUGUUUUUAUAAAGUUUUUUUCAAGAAAACUUAAGUGAAGAAACAUAACUCAUCCAAAAGUUUAAAAUAAUGUCAACAAGAAUUAAUUAAACCACCACGCUCACCUCACAGCAGCCAUUUGGAUUAAAAGCAGAUAUUCCACUCUGAUCCAAGUUCACACCUGUCUGUGGAGGGAAACUGCCUUUUUGACUCAUAGUAACCCGUCCUUCCCCGUCGCUGGGCCCCCCUGAACAAAGGUCACAUUCCUGGUGGAAAGGUCACAGGCAUAUGUCAUGGGUUAGUGGCACACCGACACCGUUUUUUUGUGUUUCUCAUUAUCUGUUUCGCGCUCACUUCCUGGGCGUUUGUGCUUGUGUGUGUGAUUGUGUGUUUGUUCUGGGAAGCAAGUCAUUCAGGUUUCAUGCCGUUCUCAGUUUUCCUCACAGUAAGGGAUACUGGAGGGAUUUGGUCCUAAAGCCGGCCUCAUUGUCCGGCUUGUGGAAUGUUACUGGUUUACUGUGUGUCUUUGUGUGUUUGUUUUUGUGUGUGUGAGUGUGUGUGUGAAGCAUACCUAUCAUACCUGAUGAUCACGUCACAGUGUUUCUGUAAAUGACUGUUUUCCUCUUUCUUUACUUUGUUGUUCGUUUGAGUUUUUAUUCAUUAAUGAUAAAGUUGACACAGAAGAUAAACGCUACAACAGAGUAUAUCAUGUUUUGUCGUAUAGUUUUAUAUCUGAUCGUUUCACUGGUCUUAACUUAUUUUCAUAAAUUAUACUUGGAGUAAUGACUCUUUGUAUUUGUGUAGGUUAUGUUCUCUCCAUCAUGGGUCGUCAGCGCACCCUCCCGAACAUCAACUCCCCUGACUGGGGCGUCCGAAUGCAGGCUGAGAGGCAGGCCGUCAACUUUGUGGUCCAAGGUGGGGAGACUGACGGCGAGAUGUUCACUUGUCUGUGCCACUUAGCUUGUUUUUUGACGAUUCUACAGCAGCUUGUAUGAUCAAAAUGAUGUUUGUUUGUGUUUUUGUUUGGACAGGUUCAGCCGCUGAUCUCUGUAAGAUGGCCAUGAUCAGAAUCUCUAACCUGGUCUCCUCCUCCGCCUCACUCUCUGCGAGGUACAACCAGGUGUCUCCCCCCUCUGAAGAGGCUCUUAUUACGAGCCAUUUUUGCAAAGUUAUAGCUCUCCUGAGCCCCAUUCAGACACGCACUCCAGCAAAUUUCAGGAAAAUUUCAGGGGCUUAGACUUAGCCAUAAAAAGGACACGAGGGACCAAGCAGGAAAUAUUCAGGGUGAAGUCUGAGUGAGAAACUCUGAUGUUUCUGUUCACCUGUGUAAUUUUGAGAAAUGUUCAGGAACUUUGUGGGACAUUAGAGAUGUGUUUAUAAAGGUCAGGCAAAAAAAACACAUUUCCAUGAAAUGCUAGUAAAUGUUGGUAGCGAUAGUUUGCAUGUUAUAUUGAUUCAUGUGUGAUUCAACUGUAGGCUGCUGGCCCAGCUCCACGAUGAGCUUCUGUUUGAGGUGGAGGACUCUCAGGUGGAGCAGUUUGCAGGUAAGUAUGAUAACUCCAUGUCUGAUUCUCUCCUGUAGUUAAAAACCCAAAACUGCUGCAGAAGAAUGAGAAAAUGUCUUCUGUCUUUAUGAAGUUUUGGUGAGGAGCACCAUGGAGUCCCUUCAGCACAUAGAUCAGCUCGGAGUCCAUCUUCAGGUGAGUUAGUCAUCUCAACUGGAAAUGAUCCAAAUAGGUAAAUUUCAGCAUCAACGCUCCAAAUUAGCAGAGCUAAACGUAAAAACAGAGGCCAUGUGUGAGAAAAGUUUAUUCGACAUUUUCCCAGUUUGAAAGUUUUAUCAUGGAGGAAGCAGGUUCGAUGACCUGUACUGCAGCCACUCAGUGAGAAGAGCUCUUGAUAUGUUACUUUACUUUUGGGGAUCUGUCAUGUCGUCCAUGCUUUUAUAGUCUGUGAGCUUUACUUUCUUCUCCCUAACAUGUGUAUGUUCCCCAGGUCCCCCUGAAGGUGGCGGUCUCCUGUGGCAAGUCUUGGGGAUCCAUGUCUGAGCUCAACAUCCCUCCAACAUGUCUGUCUCCUCUUUGA
Messenger RNA from Xyrichtys novacula (pearly razorfish), 55361 nucleotides. NCBI's taxonomy places the organism in Eukaryota, Metazoa, Chordata, Actinopteri, Labriformes, Labridae. The record is from the annotation of a GenBank genome assembly.